Xyrichtys novacula (pearly razorfish) is the source of this 62604-nucleotide messenger RNA. The record is from the annotation of a GenBank genome assembly. Lineage: Eukaryota; Metazoa; Chordata; Actinopteri; Labriformes; Labridae.
AUGAAUACGCUGAAAUGGAUUCAAAUGUCUGUAUAUCUGGCAGUGCUGCUCAAGUUCACAGGUAAGUUCACAUGUUUAUCUUAAUGUAACUUGGCUUACAACAACUCCAGAACUAUAACAGAAAGUUUUUAUUGUUCCUGCAUCAUUACUAACAUUUCUUGUUUCCUCUUACUCUCCCAGGAGCAGCGAUGUCUCGGUCAGUGAAUGUCUACAGCACUGUCAGAGUUGGAGAGGACGUCAUCUUGGUCCCUGACGAUAUGCGAAUGAAUCUUAAAAACUGUCGCAAAUUUGACUGGAGUGUCCGUUACAUGGGAAACACUCAAAUUGUAAAUUUGGUUAGACGUGGGCAGAUCGCGAAGUUGGUUGGAUCAAUAUCAGACAGAUUGAGAGUUAGAGAGGACUGUGGUCUGCUCAUAAAGAAGGUCACAGAGGAGGACGCAGGGGAAUAUUGCUAUAGACAGCGGCUGGAAGGAAUCGACGUCCACGAUGGUCGUGUUUAUCUGUCCGUUGUGAGCAGUGAGUAUUCCUACCAUCAUGUUGUCAAGGAAACAUUAAGAUAAGAACUUGUUAGUGGUGAUCACAGCCCUGAACUCUAUUUUACAGUGACUGAAUGGAGGAACAUUGACUCUGUGAUGCUGUUCUGCUCCGUGACGACGCAUGAGGCAUGUAAACCCAAAGCAAGGUGGCUGUUAGACGGUCAAUAUGUGGGUAAACACUGCGGAGGUGAAACGCCACAGCCUAGCUGCGACGCUUAUGUGGCCCUUCAAACGGACCACAUGAACAAAUCCAGAUAUGACUCACUGAUGUGUGAAGUGGCCGUGGACGACUCAGUGGGGCUGUAUUCCCUCAGACUCCCACCCCCAGGUAAGAAGAUCUCCAUCAGUUUGAAGCUACCCACAAAUUUGUUGAUUUUGUUCAUGUACAGGUUGCCGAGUCGUGUUCAUUCAUUAACAAUCACCAGAAAAGAUCAAAAUCCACUAUUUUGAAUUUCCAGCUGCAACUCCACCACCCUCUGAAAACAGGACAGAGAGCAUCACUGCAUCGUCUGGAAAUAACACAGCUUCAGAUGUCAAAGGUACCAUCUCGAAACUUUUUAUCAACAAUUCUGAUUUUAUUUAAUUCUCAGCUGCCGAAUUGGAUCCCUUAAUGGUUGGCUGAUUGAAAAAGUUCCCCAAAAUAACUUCUGUUUUAUCUACAGAUCUGAUUUUCCAUCAUAUAAACCAAAUGAUAGAAGAAAAUAAGCUCUUCCCACAGACAAGCAGCUUUACGUUACGUUUAAGUUUUACACAACCAAACAUGAGGUGGAAAGUAGAUAAAGAUCACUGAAGGCUCAAGCUUUGCACAACUUUUGUGGACCAGUUUUUUUUGUUUUUUUUUAACAGUCAUGAUGACAGCGCUGAAACACUGAUGGCCAAAGUGAUAUGAUAUCUGCAAAGUUUAAACUGAAAAAAAAGAAGAAGAAAAAAAAAAAUCUGCUUCUGCCUCAGGAGUACUUUUAGACUGAACCAGUAUUUGUGCUGAAGUAAAAAACUACAUAUACAAAUCAUGAAGUUCAGUAAAUCACUGUUCUUCUCUUCAGAGCUUCAGGUGAGAACCUUCAGACCAACAUGAGUUCAGUCUGAUGUUGUUUGGAGCUGAAAUCUGUCUCUCUGCUUUCUUUUCCAGGGAACCACAGACCCCCUGAUGAUUUCACUGUGAGUAUGACAGAGUUCAGAGUUGGAGCUCUGAGAUCAGACUGAUCAGGUCUAAAGUUCAACAGUUUUUUUCUGAACGUUGAGCUCCUCUGAUGUUUCUGACAGGUGUCUUAUGACGGAGACGAGGUCACAGUGACGUAUGAAAAUGUUGAAGAGCCUUCAGCUUCAGUCAGACACCACUGAUCUACAUCUGCAACGCCAACCAACAGAUGAUCCUCCUGCUUUCACACAUUUAUUUACAGAUUUUAACUGUUGAUUAAAUGUAAACUCUGACUUUACAGUUUUAGGUCUAAAGACUUCAGCGAUAGGUUGAUGUGGCUCAACCUAGUUUGUCAAAAAUCUUUCAUCUGUUACUUAAUCAUCAAAAAGCUCUUUUGGUUGCCCUCAGUUUUGUAAUCAACUUCCUUUUUUUGUUAGAUGACAUUUGGGCAUAAAAACACCUGCAGAUUUGCAGUUUGUCUCUUUUAAAUGAACUUUAAUCUGCUUUUUUCCUUGGAUGUAUUUCAUGUGAUUUGUUUUCUUUGGUGAAUUGCUGCGUCGUCCUGAGAGAGUCUGUUUUUGUUUAAUCACAGUGUCAUCUGCAAAUAAAGAAAUAUUGACCACAUGAACCACCACUCACUUUGACAGAGUUUUAAGAUUCUUUCAUUUACUGUCAGUGUUAUUACCAAAAUAAACCCACCUUUUAUCUUUCAUACAGUCAGUGUUACCUUGUCAAUAGCGUCAAUAGUUGACUUUAUUCUAGGGCUGAAGCUGAAACCAGAUCAUUUCCACAGACUCCAAGAACUCUUUUUAACCUCAACCAGGUUUAGUUCAUGUUUGCUGCUAAAAAUCUCACUGACUGAGGGGUUCAUUCAUACUGGAGUUGUUGUUACCUCCGCCAAGGGGGUUAUGUUUUCGGUAGCGUUGGUUUGUUUGUUGGUUUGUUUGUUGGUCUGUUAGCAACUUUACGGAGAAAGUUACAGACGGAUUGACCUGAAAUUUUCACCAGAGGUGUGUCUCAGCCCCAGGAGGAUCCCAUUAAAUUUUGGUGGUGAUCCGGACGAAAUUCUGGAUACUGUGAUCCAGAACACACAAAAAUAAGGGUGUUGUUGGAAUUUUCAAUGCUGAACGAUAAGUAAUGGGCGGCACAGUGGUGUAGAUAGGUGGCACAGUGUUGUAACGGUUAGCACUGUCACCUCACAACCAGAAGGUCCUGGGUUUGAAUUCUGGUCAGGGUAUUUCUUGUUUUAGGAACAUUAUGAACAGUGAACAUACCAGUUUAAACACAAAUAAAAGUUAAUAAAAGACACGUAACAGUAAAAGUUUUGGUGUGAAUCACAAUAUAAGGGGGGACAUGAGCUGCUUGGCGGAGGUCUGCGCUCUCAGAGUGCUUUUCUAGUUGUUGUUGUAGCCACAAUCAGAAAAGAUACUUCCCCUUCAGUUCUCAGAAAAGAUGAAACGUGACAAACCAACAGACUUCAGAGGACUACAGUAUCAUCUUCUCUGUAUUCUGUCACAAUUUAGCCUUCAAGAGUUGAACUCUUUAAGGUCAGACUUGGAUUUUAUUACUUGUUUGUUUAUGUUUGUCACUGAGCAUGUCUGUAAUUUCUCUGUCAACUCUCUCUGUCUACUUAGCAGCACCUUUCAGACAUUUAUUGUAUCGAAACUUACAGUCUUCACAUCUUCAGUUUCCUCUCACCACGUCGUCCUCUCAGAGGUGAGAAACAUGUCUGUCACUGAGGCACCAAAGAGCUGCAGCAAGUGUGAACUGAAGUGUCUCUACAGGGAAGGAAAACCAAAGGACUGACAACAAUGUGCGUUUAUAGAUUUGGGGAGAGAUCAAACUUUAUUGACUGCAUCUUUAAAGGUGAAGGAAUGCUUCCUAGUGUGUCAUUGCAGUGGUUGUAGAAACAAAAGAGUCUCUCCUCUCACAAACGUAAACCUCAUGAAGUCACUCCUGAUUUAAUGUGACUUUAAGGUAGACAAAAGUCAGUCUCACUUUACUGAUCACAUCAUUUCUCUAUCUCAACAGUGACUUCCCCUUUAAUUAACUCUGUAGCCUUCAUGACAUUUCUCAUAAUGGGGUUCAUUUGCAUAAAAAGGGUAAAUUUGUCCCAUAACGGCAACUUAACGACUCAAAGACACAGUUUGUGGCGAAAUCAACCUAAUGUAUGCACUUUUUUUAUGCACAGUAUCUUUUCCCCUUUUUGUACAGGUUUGGAGGAUGCACAGAAGCUGCACAGUCGGACAUCUUUAUAAAUGUCCCUCAACCAACACGCUCACUGGGCAGAGAGAGGAAGUAUUGGCUGCUUUUCAUUAAAAUAAUGUUUUUGCUACUCAUUAAAUUAGGGUGUAAAUGUUGAUUGCAACAGCUAUGAUGAAAAAAAAACCCUUCAGGAUUAUUGAAAUUGACAGUAUGCUAUCUGUGUUUUUUUUUUUUUUUUUUUUACUGGGUACUUCCUCUUCGUUUCUCCGAAACCUUAAGCUCUCAGUUGUUUAUCUAGAAGUUGUUGCAUGUGUUUUUUUUUUUUGUAUCACGUGGAUGACAGAACGAUGCUGAGCUAAAAAUAAAGCAUUGGUGAUAAACUUCUAACGAAUGUGUGUUUCGUUUUUGUCAGUGAGGCAAUAAAGAGUAAAAAUUCUCAAUCUGUCAGUCAUUCAGGAUCCAUACUUUCCCCAUUGCACAUCUAACCUGUCACUCAAAAUGCAAGCCAUGCAUCCCUGUGACAUCUGUCUAAGGCUGUUAUUAAUGGAACUGAACACAGAUGGGACAAGGGCCCCAAUAAAGACCUGAGUAAGUCACAGUACACUGUUGAUUUGAGGAUUCUUGCCAUGCGGAUAAGGCUAGACUUUCCCACUGUGGGUUAGUUCGUUUCAGAUGAGUUCAUGUCCAGAGAAGCUGGUGACGUUUCUGGCUGUUGUUGAUAUCUGGCUUUGUCAUCGCAUGGUAGAGUUUGAACUUGUAGGUGUAGAGACCAACUGUGUUAACUGACAAUGGUUUUCUGAACUCCUCCUGAGCCCACACGGUAAAAUCGUUCGUAGAUUGAUGUGGGUCGCCUGAGCGGUCAAAGGUCACGAUAUAUCAGUAUUGUUUUUUUUUCUUUGAAUUCUCUGAAUCUCUUGAUUUUAUGGAGCAGAUGAUCAAAUCCAUAAAUUCCUGCAGUUGAACACAGAAAAUGUUGUUCUUAAACUGUUGGACUAUUAGCUCAUGCAGUUGUUGACAAAGUGGUGACCCUGUUCAUCUGUAUUGUGAACCAAACAGCUGUUUUUGGAGCUGUCUUCAAAUUUAUCCGACUUCUGAUGACCCUGAACCAUAAAGUUUAUCAGUUUGAACACCAAAUAUUUUGUCUUCAUGGAGGGUUUCAUUAAAUAAAGGCGGGAAAGGGUUUCGAAAUCGUUGUAUCUUGUUGCUAGUUUAUCUUUUGGGUAGUCAUACACAAGAAGACCAAUGAGCAGCUGACUCAUGUGGAGGAAGAGGAAGUAGAUUCUGCAUCUCUCUUAACAAAACAGACUCAGACACUUCUUGGUGUAAGAACAUGCGAGAGGGGAAGAAGACGGACAGAGAAUCAAAAUGAAUACGCUGAAAUGGAUUCAAAUGUCUGUAUAUCUGGCAGUGCUGCUCAAGUUCACAGGUAAGUUCACAUGUUUAUCUUAAUGUAACUUGGCUUACAACAACUCCAGAACUAUAACAGAAAGUUUUUAUUGUUCCUGCGUCAUUACUAACAUUUCUUGUUUCCUCUUGCUCUGUCAGGAGCAGCGAUGUCUCGGUCAAUGAAUGUCUACAGCACGGUCAGAGUUGGAGAGGACGUCAUCUUUGUCCCUGACGAUAUGCGAAUGAUUCUUAAAAACUGUCGCAAAUUUGACUGGAGUGUCCGUUACACGGGAAACACUCAAAUUGUAAAUUUGGUUACACGUGGGCAGAUCGCAAAAUGGGUUGGAUCUAUAUCAGACAGAUUGAGAGUUACAGAGGACUGUGGUCUGCUCAUAAAGAAGGUCACAGAGGAGGACGCAGGGGAAUAUUACUAUAGACAGCGGCUGGAAGGAAUCGACGUCCACGAUGGUCGUGUUUAUCUGUCCAUUGUGAGCAGUGAGUAUUCCUACCAUCAUGUUGUCAAGGAAACAUUAAGAUAAGAACUUGUUAGUGGUGAUCACAGCCCUGAACUGUAUUUUACAGUGACUGAAUGGAGGAACAUUGACUCUGUGAUGCUGUUCUGCUCCGUGACAACGCAUGAGGCAUGUAAACCCAAAGCAAGGUGGCUGUUAGACGGUAAAGAUGUGGGUAAACACUGCGGAGGUGAAACGCCACAGCCUAGCUGCGACGCUUAUGUGGCCCUUCAAACCGACCACGUGAACAAAUUAAGAUACGCCUCACUGAUGUGUGAAGUGGCUGUGGACGACUCGAUGGGGAUGUGUUUCUUCAGACUCCCACCCCCAGGUAAGAAGAUCUCCAUCAGUUUGAAGUCACCCACAAAAUUGCUGAUUUUGUUCAUGUACAGGUUGCCAGAAAAGAUCAAAAUCCACUAUUUUGAAUUUCCAGCUGCAGCUCCACCACCGUCUGAAAACAGGACAGAACAGAACAGUUCUGUUUUUCCAUCAGAAAACAGGACAGAGAGCAUCACUGCAUCGUCUGGAAACAACACAGCUUCAGAUGUCAAAGGUACCAACUCAAAACUUUUUAUCAACAAUUCUGAUUUUAUUGAAUUCUCAGCUGCCGAAUCCAUGAAAGCAGAAACACUUUCACAAACUGAUAACAGCUGGUGUCUCUGUUUGUUUGUUCGAAUUGAAGUUUCCUAGAUUUUGUUGGAUCCCUUAAUGGUUGGCUGAUUGAAAAAGUUCCCCAAAAUAACUUCUGUUUUAUCUACAGAUCUGAUUUUCCAUCAUAUAAACCAAAUGAUAGAAGAAAAUAAGCUCUUCCCACAGACAAGCAGCUUUACGUUACGUUUAAGUUUUACACAACCAAACAUGAGGUGGAAAGUAGAUAAAGAUCACUGAAGGCUCAAGCUUUGCACAUGUUGCACAACUUUUGUGGAUCAGUUUUUUUUACAGUCAUGCUGACAGCGCUGAAACACUGAUGGUGAAAGUGAUAUGAUAUCUGCAAAGUUUAAACUGAAAAAAAAGAAGAAAAAAAGAAAAAAAAAAUCUGCUUCUGCCUCAGGACUACUUUUAGACUGAACCAGUUUUUGUCCUGAAGUAAAAAAAAUACAUAUUUUAAUUACCAAGUUCAGUAAAUUCAGCAGAUUUGUCAUUACUCACUGUUGUCUCUGGGCUGUCUCUGCCAAACUUUCUGUAGUUUUCAAAAGCAUCUUUCAGGAGCACAGCAGCACUUGUCUUUUCCUCAGUGCUGAAACUAGCUGCAGCUACUUCGUCUAUCCUGACUUCAGGCAACUCUAAAGAUUUGUUGUGUUGAGGGUGAAGACUUUUCCUUGCAGCAUAUUUUGCAAAUAGCUGCUGUAACACCCUCCUCAGAAACCGUGUACACCCACUUCCUCAUCGCUAACACCACAUUAAUGUUUGGUCUCUAAAGUCAGCAGGGUUCGGUCUCAGGGGAUCAUGAGUCUGACUGAAGUGGUCCACCUCACCAGUGUGGCUAAACAUGUCCUGCACAUCUUAACUUUUGGGGAUGAUUUCUUUAUCAUCAUUUCCUCACAGUCUCUGCAUGUUGUUCUUCCCUGGACUGGAUCAUGUUGUCUCUGCGUGUGUCUGAACUCGUCCUCAUCACUGUGAUCACUGUUCUUCUCUUCAGAGCUUCAGGUGAGAACCUUCAGACCAACAUGAGUUCAGUCUGAUGUUGUUUGGAGCUGAAAUCUGUCUCUCUGCUUUUCUUUUCCAGGGAACCAAAGACCUCCUGAUGAUUUCACUGUGAGUAUGACAGAGUUAAGAGUUGGAGUUGUGAGAUCAGACUGAUCAGGUCUAAAAUUCAACCUUUCUUUUUUUCUUUGAAAUCCUCUGUUCAGGUGCAUGAUGAUGGAGACUAUGCCACGGUGAAGUAUGGAAAUGUUGGAGAGCCUUCAGCUUCAGUCAGACUCCACAGACCAACCAACUGAUGAUCCUCCUGCUUUCAAAGAGUUAGUCACAGAUUUUCACUUCCUAAAAAUCCAGAUUUCAUUUGUUAUUUUUUUCUGUAAAGUUGCACAAGUCAAUUAAUGUUGAAGUUUGUUUUGAUCCAAAUGUAAUCAGCUUGCUGUAGAAAUGAGAAGUUAUUUUUGUUUUGCCUCAUCACUAGAGAAAAUCUUUAGCGUCUGUGUCCAGUUAAGAGAUAAAAAAAAAACAAUAACAUGGAUGUAGCUGUGCAGAUUUAUUUUGUGCAUUUUUACAUAUAAGCUGUUGAUAUUAUUUUGUAUGUUACUGAGAUAUCUGAGUGUUUGAAGGGGAAGGAUGUUUGAUUAAAAGUCCUGUUGUUGUCUUCAGAGAGUCAAUGUUUGUCCUCUCUUUAUUAUAUCUGAUCACAGUGUCAUCUGCAAAUAAAGAAAUAUUAACCACCUUUAUUUAACAGUGUUUCGUGGUUCCUUCAUUUGCUAACAAAGUUAGAAUAAUCAGAUAAACAAAUGCUCAGAUAAAAUUAAGCUGCACCAAAUAAAACUUAAAGAGUAACUUUACACCAGGGUUUUUAAUGACAAUGAAAACUAAAGGAAUUUCCACCAUCCAAAAAAAAAAAAAAAUUCUCGAGCAUAAAAACAAAUAAGUCUUUUCAAAUGGUUAAAAAAUAUUAAAAUAAAAUUACAGAGAAAAUGGAGAUUGUUUACAAAAGUUUUCACUAAAUUGUUGACAAAAAUUAGGAGAGAUUCAAACCGACUAGAUUUUAACUUGAACAAGAGAUGGAAAGACAAGACAAUGACUAAAAUCAUUUAAAAAUUCCUUAUCAAAAUUAUCACUGCUGAAUGAUCAUAACAUUGUUAAAUCCCCCCUCACCAUUAUGAUGGCAGUAAAUAUUAUAUAAGUUUUUUUUUUUUUUUUUUUUAACACUGCCAUUGGAAAAAUUAAACCAACAGGUAAUUUUAAUUUUUGUGUUUUACUGGAAAAACAAAACAAAAAAAACAAAUUGAAUUGAAUCUUUUUUUAAACAGUCAUCCAUGAGUCAAGUGUUUUUCAUCAAGGUUAAAAUCAGACCUGCUCAUUCUGGUAGAAUAAUAUUUACAACCCUUUUAAACACUAUACUUUAUGUUCUGUUAUUUCUUCACUUUGUUGACGGUGGCGUAGAGGCUGCUGGGAUCCAUGGAGGCUUCAACAGCAGCAGCAGCAGUAGAAGAAGAAGAAGAAGGAGAAGUAGAGGCUUUCACAGUGACAUAGGUCACAGCUCGAUCUUCAUCAUUCUCAUUGACUUCACUCAGAACCUGAAGAAGAGAAAGUGGACCCUUUGUCAUAUACUGAGCAUUCUGCUGUAAUCUCGGCCCUCACAUGUAGAUGUGAUCUUGGAUAGUUAAUCUGUUUAGUGAUUUACAUCCUGCAUCACCUUGACCAAUCAGAGGGCUUACCCGAGCUUGACUUUUGUUCCUCUUGGUGUAGCUGAUGGAGGCAUAGGUGACACCAUCUUCAGGAUCGGCCUGCUCAGAGAAGACAGUACUUAAGUAUGUAGUACCCAUGACUGCGUAAGGACCAUAGACUGUAUAUAGAAUGGACGCCGUCUGUCUCCUCACUGGGUGAAGCCACCCCAAGAACAGCACCCUCUGGUGACAGACUGCGGUAUAGGUCAUAAAUCCCGCCUCCUCCAGUCAUCCCUAUGGAGUUGUGGACAAACUUUAGAAAUUUAUUACUCAGAGUAUAAUUUUUUCUCCCAGCUUCUUGCGAUGUUGACAUGUAGUUAUUGUAAGACUGGUUUGUACUCAAGUCCUCUUUUUUAUGUACAGCUCCAUUUUUAAAAUGUUUUCUAUGAUUGACACUUGAUACAGCCUAUGGGUGUAUGAAGAUUGCGUAGCUUACCCGGGGAAUAUGCUGUUUGAGCCAAGCAUCAUCACAGCAACUCUCGGCGACACUCCCGCUGAAUGCGUACAAUGCUACUGCGCAAUGUUGGUUUCAGGAAAUGGAGAAAAAACGCAGAAUUACAGAGAGCUUUUUGGCUUCAAAUCCAUAUAGUGACAGAGGGCGGAACCUAGAUGAGCUAGGCUCAAACAGCGUGUCCCCAGGGUGAGCUACCCAAUCCUUGUACACCCAUAGGCUGUAUCAAGUGUCAAUCAUAGAAAACAUGAAUCCCCAAUAACAUUUAAAAAUGGAGCUGCACAGAAAAAAGAGGACUUGAGCACAAACCAGUCUUACAAUAACUACAUGUCAACAUCGCAUGCAGCGGGGAGAAAAAUUUAUAUUCUGUGUAAUAAAUUUCUAAAGUUUGUCCACAACUCCAUAAGCUUUGCUGGAGGAGGCGGGAUUUAUGACCAAUACUGCAACCCGUCACUGUUUUUGGGGUGGCUUCACCAAGCGAGGAGGCAGAUGGUGUCCAUUCUAUAUUGCCAUUGAAUCACCAGGGCCCCCCAUGUCAUUGGCCCUAAAGAACAAUUCCCUCCUCUACGGUAGCUUAAGAGUCUGAAUUUGAACCCAUCACAGUUUGAUUAAUCCAACUCUUCUCAGCUACAGAAUAAAAAUGGUGAAGUCUUUUUAAACUCACAGUGUCGCUGUUCUUCUGUGUUUUGUUCCCUGAAAAGACAAAAAAAAAAAGAGACUGAACUUUAGCUUCAAAACAGAAACAAACCUUGAUCAGUCUUUCUGGAAAUAAACUUUCAAGUGUGAUCUUACCGUCAGCUUUCUUCCAUCUGAUGAAAGUCACAGCAGAGAUCAAAAGUGUCAUUAAAACUAGCACAGCCACAGUAACAUACAACCACAGCCAAUCUGGAACGAUAAUAAAAAUAUUGAAGCAUGUUUGGAGAGUUCAGUUUCUAAUUUCUCUAUUUAUGUUAUUUAUGUUAAAUUAGUCACAACAGUUAAAGUGACUUUAAACAGAUCAAAAUCUUCUCACCUGGUUUUUCACCUGAGGGCUGAAGUCUGAAGGGAAACAGCUUCACUUUGUCACCUACAGUCACUUCACACUGCAGUGAGUCGAGUCUGGCUCUGUCCACAUCCUGAGCCACUUCGAAGGUCGCAGAGGUGGUGCAAGGAGGCUGGGUUGUCCUCAUACUCUGAUGAUGUUUAUCUACAACUUCACCAUCAAACAGCCACCUCACUUUCGUUUGAAGAUGUUCAUAUGUCCACAACGAGCAGAUUAUUGUCACAGAAUCGUUGUUCUUCAGUUUGGUCACUGUUGAAGAUAGAGAUGUUUUUAGAAAGACUGUGAUCAUGAUUCUUGUAACAUUUCAGUUUACAGUGUGAGUUGAAAACAUGAUGGAAAUACUCACUGUUAACCACAGACAGAUAAACAUGAGCAUCAGGUCCUUGUUUUUGUUCUGAUGGGUACUGUUGACAGUAAUAACGCCCAGCAUCCUCCUCUCUGACCGUCUUUAUCAGCAGAGUACAGUUCUCUGUAACACUCAGCCUGUCUGAUUUAGAUCCAACAUCUUCACCGAUCUGCCCGAGUUUAACCAGUUCUGUUGAUUUUGUUUGAUUACUGAAGAGCCAUGUGGUAAAGUUACACUCAGGUUGAUCUUCUAUCAGGUUAUCACAGGUCAAAGCGGCGUCACCUCCAGCUUUGACAGCAAGGUAGAGAGGUUGGAUAUCAGCUGCUACUGAUGGAAAUGAGAGAAAAUCAAAGAAAGAAAGUGAAUUUAAAAAAAUUGUACUUUCAGUGUGGUUGUAAUAUUCUCAAAGGCGUCAUGCCAGCGACUAUGACUGUCAUGAUAUUUUCACCUCACAACUAUCAUAGCCACAGAAUAUCACAAAAACAGACACAGUCAGUCAUAUUCAUGAUAAAGGUAAAGCAACAUGUUACCACAUUAACUGAUCUUAUAAAUGCAAUUACCUUACAAACAUCAUCUGUUUCUAAUAAUAGUUAAAUUCUUGUUUCAUCUUUUCUGUCUUGGCUUUCAUUACUGUAUGGCCAAAUUGUGCUUUUAUUUUGAAGGAUGAACUUCCUCUGGUUGAUCAUAAGUUACAGACCUGAAUCAAAACAGUAAAAAGAACUUUAAGAAGGUGCAAAAGUUCAUUUGACUCUUUUAAUAUCGACUUCAUAACAAAGUGUAAUAUAAAUUAUGGUUAGAUACUAAGAAACAGUCUCAGCAUCCUUGUGCUGAGUGACAGUUUGGGUCACAAUGGGCUUUGAAAAUUGCUGAUCAUGUCUUUAGUUUCUGGCAUCAGGAGCUAAAAUCAACUCAUGAAUGAUGUUUGCCAGAGUAAGUCUUAGAGCACCUUCAUAUAUUACAUCAUAUCAGUGUUCUUACCUGUCAAGUGAAGCAGAGCUGUUAGAAAUAAAGACGUCUGAAUCCAUUUGAACUCCAUGAUGGUGAUCGUCCGUCUCUCUUCUUCUGCUCACUGAAGUCUGAGUUUCUAAAACCAGCUUCAGAGGCGCUGAAGCUAUUUCCCUUUCUCUGUAUGAUGUCACUUCCUCAGUGUCUGUGUUAAGAUUUUUCUCUCUAAACUUCUGUUGAAAUGACGGUAAGACAUAUUUUUAGUGUCUGACGAGGUUUUUAAGUGGUCAGAGGUCACAGCAGUCAGAUUAAGACCCUGAUCAGUGCGUAAUAAGGACCAAGAUGGUUUUUCAGAGAUCUGUCAAAGCCAUGAAGAGGAUGUACUGUACAUAAAGGAUGUGGUUAGACCAAAGAAAAGCAUCUGCUAAUUUCAAUUAAUUAACCCCUUGAAGGUUUUGCAACAAACAUUAAAACUCGAGGAUCAUGAAACUCUCUGUGGGAUAGGGGAGAGUGGGGGAAGUUGAGCCAAAGGGUAAGUUGAGCCACCCCCUGUUGCUUGGAAAUGGUAAAAGAAAUUGAUCAUGUGACCAAAUAUUUAGGAGAUGGGCAUCAAUUCAUGGAGUUUGUGAAGGUUAGAAGCACAUUGGUGAAGGGGUUAGUCAUUUAUUUACAAAAAACUUUUUUCACUCUUGAAAGUGAAUUUUGUCUGUCAUAAGUUUUAUUAGAAUUGUGGUAUCUAUGAGCUACAACAUGAGGUCAAUAAACAAGCAUAAAAGUCCACCAUUUUAGCUUAGAGGACUAAUAAAGUCAGAAUAGUAGUUCUGGGGUAAGUUAAGCCAGUGGCUCAAGUGAGAAAGUAAAGGAGUCUGAUGAGAGGAUCAGAGUUUCAGUUCAGAUGUUGAAAUGUUUGUCUUUUUCUUUCCAAAAAUACAGCUGUGAAUGUUCUGAAUCACUUAAAGACAUUCUCAUGUUAAAAUGGCUUUUUACAAAACAGCUUUUUAGCAGUUAUAUGCAACAAUAACAGAAUUAUUGUACCAGUUGAAUAGCGUAUAAUAGAUAAAAAUACACAUGAAUGUGAAGAAGUGAUUGCUAUUUAGGGAGAGAGAAGGUGAGGGAGGGCUGGGGUGGAGAGUGAGGGGGUAGUAGGGAUACGGCUCAACUUACCCCGUGUAUGGGGUAAGUUGACCAUAGGAGACCACUUUUUUUGACAUGCUAUAUUAUCAAGACAGUUAUGUUAACACUCAUUCUGUUGGUUUGCAGGGAUGCGCAACAUCUUGAAAUAUAUGCAGAUACACUAGUUAAAGACAAAAUUAUGAUUGCCUUGAUGUAGUGAUCCGAAAUAUGAAAAAUGGCUCAUCUCACCCCACUCUCCCCCACAGAUUAAUAGAUCAAGCCUUUCACAUCUGAAAAUACAAAAAAAAAUUCUUUACACCUGCUAAAGAAAUGUCACUUUAAUCAUAGUAAUCAGUUUGGGUCUGAUACUGACGCCAAUAAAGCAGAUCUUAAUGUACAGCAAGCUUGUUCCUCUGAGUCCUUCCAACACCUCAGAAAUGAAGUCUGUAUUUAUUUCUUUAAAUCUGCACUAAAAAUGUUAAAUGUUUGAGAAUAACUGAGUCUUUAUUGCGACGUCAUCUCCGUCACAGGAGGUCUGUGGUUCCCUGGAAAAGAAAGCAGAGAGACAGAUUUCAGCUCCAAACAACAUCAGACUCUGACCCUCAUGUUGGUCUGAAGGUUCUCACCUGAAGCUCUGAAGAGAAGAACAGUGAUCACAGUGAUGAGGACGAGUUCAGACACACGCAGAGACAACAUGAUCCAGUCCAGGAACGAACAACCUGCAAAAAUUAAGAUGUGCAGGACAUGUUCAGCCAAACUGGUGAGGUGGACCACAUCAGCCUGAUUCCUGAUCCCCUGAGACUGAACCCUGCUGACUUGAGAGAUCUUCUCCUGCCAGCAGGUUGUUGUCAAGGAUGUUUUGUUCACAAGCAAGCUGACAACAGCCAAUGGGGCAUCAGUGGUGAGGAAGUGGGUUUACGCGGUUUCCGAGGAGAGUGUUGUAGCAGCUAUUUGCAAAAUGUGCUGCAAGAAAAAGUCUUCAUGCUCAACACAACAAAUCUUAAGAAUCGCCUGAAGUCAUCCUUUUAUUGAUGUUGUCAGGAAAGAGGAGGCUGCUGCAGCUGUCGCUCACAUCAGCACCAAGGAAAAGACGAAUGCCGUUGAACAUCAGUCUCACUGACAUUUAUAACAUAAAGCUCGAGUGAACAACUAUAAGGCCUGCUGACUUCAAUCACAUUAAAUUAAUUAAAAAUAGUCUGUUAUUAUUUAUUUCCUGAUCCUUGUAAACUGAAUUUAUAUUCUUCCAUCAUUAUUUGCUCUGUAACCAGGAGCUGUUGUUGUUUUUGCUGUUGCUGCUGUCCUCUCUCUUUCUCUCUUUCUCCCUCUCUCUCUCUCUCUCUCUUCCUCUCUAUCUCUCUCUGUGUUCUCUCUCUCAUCUCUCAUCUCUGUCAGCAGCAGCAGGUGCUGUCUAACACAAGUCGGGUCCUGCCCAAGGUUUCUGCCCAUUAAAGCGAAGUUUUUCCUUGUAACUGUCACUCAUGUAGGAUGAGAUGGGUCAAAUCUGUUCCAUUUUAAGGUUGAGUCAAACAAUGGGUGUGGUCUAGACCUGCUCUUUUCUCGGGAUAACAGUUGUUGUGAUUUUACACUGUAAAAAAAAUGAUUGAUUGUGCUCCUAAAAGAGGUUUUUGGUAACUGCAGCAGAAAGUUUGGCAGAGAUGGUCCAAUCUGCUGGAUUAACUGAAUUUGUGUAUCAUUUGCUCCUCCAACCACUUGUUUAGCAUUAAAUCUGGUUCAGAUUGACCCCUGAAGAUGAGGAGUGAAUCCUCCUCUAGGGAGUCCAGUUUUCCCAGGCUCUUGUUCAUGAGACACGAGUGUUGCGCCAAAGCAUUAUGGCAAAGUUUUCAGGUUCAACCUGGACCUAACCUUCACCUGUCGUUAUAAGUUGAGGGUGGUGAACAGAUACAUUUCUUCUGAAGGGUGUCUUUAUUUUGAGCGAGCUCCCGGGAAAGCUCCAGGUCAAACUGUUACUCCUUCAUAUUAGAAAAAUGCCUGUGGCGCCUCCUUUUGGGGAUCUGCCAAGCACAUCCAACCUGUAGGAGAUUCCAGGGUCGACCCAACUCACUGAGAGGACGAAUGAAAGCUGGCAAGGUGAGAACUUUGUAUAGGAAGAGCUGAAAGUGGUGCUGGGAAGAAGGAUGCUCCAAGAGGUUGGUGCCAACAUCCACCCAACCAAGACAAGUGGGAGAAAAUGAAAGGGUGGAUGAAUAGAUGAACUGGAGCUGUAUCUGUGCACCAUUGAUUUUUCAUGAAGCAUCAAUGUCACGAUGAAAUUAAGUUUUAAUUCACUUCCACUUCUUGGAGAAAUGAUGAAAAUGAAAUUAAGACUUUCACAACAACCUCGGCUGUUUUAAGUUGGAAAGUUGUUUUGACUGCAUGUGUUUGAUAACUGAGUUUAGAAUGAAUAGACGUGAAAAUUGCUGACUCACCACCAUGUAGAUUUGCUGAAUCCUCAUUGAUUGUAGACUCUGUUGUUGUAAUUCUUUUUUCGAAGCUUCUUCCAUCUAAAACAGAAAAAAUGGUCCAGAAAUAGACUUUUGAUCAGAUCUACGAAUGAAGUUCAUGUUGAUUUUUUAGAAUAAUACUGAAACGAUUUUAAAGUCGCUGUAAACACAUUAAAAUCUUCUCACCACACACACACACACACACACCAGUCCGACGAUCGCUGCUACGGGGUGGGGGUUGCGAUCGUCGAAGGGGGGGGGGGGGGGGCAGCUCCUCUGCCACCGUUAAAGAUGGGGCGGCUGUGCCACCACCCGUUUUUCUGGCAUCUGCCCUCUUUCUGUUUGCUGAGUGAAAGUCUAAUAUUGAGUGUAGUGUGUGUUAGUUUAAUAUAUGUACAUAUACAUACUGAGAGUUAGUUUAAUAUUCCUAAUCAUUUAACGGAACAUCAUAAGAGAGUAACAUUUUUGAGUGUGAAAAGAGCAUUUUCUAAGGGAUCAAACUGCCACUUAAUACUUACUUGACAAUGUAAAACAUGAUCAAAAUAAUUCAAGCAGUUUCCCUGCAACAGUCUGUCAUUGUGAUUGCACGAGACUAGAUUUAAAGUUACGCAUUGACGCGCGCAGCGAUUUCCUCCCAUGCCCUCUCCCUCUCCUUUGCAGCUGCUGCUGUAUUGCACUUUCUUUUAAAAACGUGCUGUAAUUCGCUGUUGGCUUGCUGCUGCCCCCUCCUUCUCCCUGUUUCCAUUGGUUGAUCAUUGAAUCUGCGCUCCACAGAUGCUGGCUGUUUAUGUCUGGCGUGCACGUGCUUAACUCCAGGUCAAACUACUCGGAGUUGUUAAAACCGUCUCAAAUCAGGUGUUGUGAAACCGGAAACUCAGAGUUUCCUAACUCAGAGUAGAUCAACUCAGAGUUAAGGAUUUAACUCAGAGUUUGUUGAACCACCUACGUGAAACGGACCCCUGGUUUCUCUUCUGAGGGCUGAAGUCUAAAGGGAAACUGCUUCCUUCUGUCACCUACAGUCACUUUACACCGCAGUGACUCAAAUCUGGAUUUGUACACAAACUGAGUGAUCUGGAAGUCAACAGAGGAGCUGCAGGAAGGCUGUGAUGCUGACAUAUUUUGAUGACGCACACCUACACCCACGGUUUCUCCAUCGAACAUCCACUUCACUGUGUCGCUACAACAUUCACGUGUCCACACAGCGCAGAUCAAUGUCACAGAAUCACCAGUCUUCACUUCAGACACUUAGGAUUGGAAAAAAAAGGUGUAUGUGUGAUCAUAAUUCUUGUAAUGCUUAAGUUUACAGUUUGAGCUGAAACAUGAUGAUAGAAAUACUCACUUUUAACAACGGAGAGAAAAAUAACAGUGUCAGGUUGCUGGUUUCCUCUUUGAGGGUACUGUUGACAUUCAUAAUGCCCAGCAUCCUCCUCUCUGACCUUCUUUAUCAGCAGUGAACAGUCCUCUGUAACACUCAGUCUGUUUGAUUUAGAUCCAACAUCUUCACCAAUCUGCCCGAGUUUAACCAGCUCUGCUGUUCCUGGGUCAGUAAAGUGGCUGAAGGUCCAUGUAGUAAAUCCACACUCAUGUUGAUGUUUCAUCAGGUUUUCACAGGUCAAAGUGACAUCAUCUCCAUCUCUGACAGGGAGGUCAAGAGUUUUGACUUUUGCUGCUGAAAUAUGAAAAAAUUAUGAGAAUUUAAAUCAGUGGGAAAAUGUUUGUUGUGUUUUAUUCCAAUCUUGUUGUGUUAAAAGUCAAAUAGUUAAAAAAGCUCCAUUAAUUUACCUGUGAUAUCAGUGUUCUUACCUGUAAAGUGAAGCAGAGCUGUUAGAAAUAAAGACAUCUGAAUCCAUUUGAACUCCAUGAUGAUGAUCGUCUGACUCUCUUCUUCUGCUCUCACGCCUACGACUGUCUGAGUUUGUAAAGUUGUUCUAUUUAGAGAGACACUUCAUCUACUUCCUGUUCAUAGUAUGGUGUUAUUUCCUCAAAGUGAUCGUGAUAUCUGUAAGAAAUCAUUUUAGCAAACUUAAAAGAGCAACUAAAAUAAUCAAACAUUUGAUCCUCCAGAAUUGUGAACGUUUAAAGUAAAGAUGGUAAUUUGUGCUUUGAGAUAUGUUGAGUCUUCGGUGUUUGAGUUUUCUGAGAACUGAGGGGGAAGAGUGCGGACACAGAGAAAAAAACCACAGCAGCUGCAGAGCUCUGUCAGAAAAAAAACAACAAAAAACGACCCCUCUAAUAUCCAGAAAAUAUCCAGAUAAACACAUUGAAUAUAAUAUUUUAAAGACUAAAAAACUAAAAGUGAAACAUAACAAGGUUUAACUGAUUGUAAAAAAGGGUCAAAGAUGUUCACUGUGACUCAAACACUGUCAGUAAAUGUAGAAAGAAUCAAACAGUCUGUAGAAAUGAGUGAUCAAUAUUUCUUUAUUUGCAGAUGACACUGUGAUCAGAUAUAAUAAAGAGAGGACAAACACUGACUCUCUGAAGACAGCAACAAGACUUUAAACCAAACAGCCUUCCCCUUCAAACACUCAGAUAUCUCAGCAAUUUACGAAAUAAUAUCAACAGCUUAUAUGUAAAAAUGCACAAAAUAAAUCUGCACAUCUACAUCCAUGUUGUUGUUUUUUUUUAUCUCUCAACUGGACGCAGACGCCAAAGAUUUUCUCCAGUGAUGAGACAAAACAAAAAUAACUUCUUUCUACAGCAAGCUGAUACAUUUGGAAUAAAACAAACUUCAACAUUCAUUGAUUUGUGCAACUUUACAGAAAAAAAGAACAAAUGAAAUCUGGAUUUUUAGGAAAUAAAAAUACGUAAAUAAAUGUGUGAAAGCAGGAGAUCAUCUGUUGGUUGGUCUGUGGAGUCUGACUGACGUUGAAGGCUCUUCAACAUUUUCAUAUGUCACUGUGACGUCGUCUCUGUCAUAACACACCUGACAGAAAAAAACAGAGGAGCUCAAAGAGAAGAAAAGAAAUGUUGAACUUUAGACCUGAUCAGUCUGAUCUCACAGCUCCAACUCUGAACUCUGUCAUACUCACAGUGAAAUCAUCAGGAGGUCUGUGGUUCCCUGGAAAAGAAAGCAGAGAGACAGAUUUCAGCUCCAAACAACAUCAGACUCUGACUCUCAUGUUGGUCUGAAGGUUCUCACCUGAAGCUCUGAAGAGAAGAACAGUGAUCACAGUGAUGAGGACGAGUUCAGACACACGCAGAGACAACAUGAUCCAGUCCAGGAACGAACAACCUGAUAGGAAACAGAGCAUGAUGGGAGCUCAUUUCUCGUCCCUUAAAAGCGUUUGGUCAGUGUAAUGAAUGUUAUUUGUGGGGAGCAUCUUAGCGCUCAACUAUCUUUGUUAGAUGUCGGGGCAUUGUGGGUACCAGGAGCUCAGGAGCAUGCGUAGUAACACCUCCUAUCAUUGUUGUGGAGUUACCAUCUUUGCCAGUCAAGUACACAGAAACGAAGCCUCGGACUCAGUGUGUGUUUAAUGUCAGUAUAAAAGUCUACAGACAUUAAAGUCAGUAUGAGAGAAAACAGAUUUGUAAACACUGAUUUCUCAGAGGUUACAGGUGGAGCUUUGAAAUCAGUCUAUCAUUAUUUAUGACACCAACAAUCAAAACUGGAAAACCAACAACAUCAAACAGAGAAACAAGCUGCAGUCCGGAUCUGAAAGUUCUUCUGACUGCACUUAUUUGUUACCUGAGAAUUUAAAUGCUGACUCACCACCAUGAAGAUUUGCUGAAUCAUCAUUUAUUGCAGACUCUGUUGUUGUAAAUCCCUUUAUGAAGCUGCUUUCAGUCGGUGUGAUGAAGUGUGUUGUUCCUGUGUCCUUACCUAAAACUGAAAAAAGUUUGAUUAAGUCUUUGAAUAAACUUGAUGUUGAUAUUUGAAAAUAAAACUUAAAAAACUUCCACUUGAAAUGAGUCAUAGUGCCUCACCUGGUUUCUCUCCUGAGGGCUGAAGUCUGAAGGAAAACACUAAGUUAUCUACAGUCACUUCACACUGCAGUGACUCAUAUCUGGAUCUGUACAUGUGGUGAUCAGGCUGAAAACUCACAUCGGCAAAGCAGAGACCCCAUAAAGUCCUCAUACUUUGGUAAUGUUCAUCCACAUCUUUACCCUCAAACAGCCACUUCACUUCAGUCCUGAGAUGUUCAUGUGUCCACACAGAGCAGCGAACAGCCACCCUAUCAGCAUACUGUAGUUCAGUCACUGUUGAAAAAAUGAGAUAUUGCAAGAAAGACAAAAAGCAGUCAAAUAAAGUUGAAACUGUGAUUCCAUAUUUUUGUGAUAUUUCAGUUUACAAUUUGAGCUGAAACGUGAUGAUAGAAAUACUCACUUUUAACGACGGAGAAAAAAACAACAGCGUCAGGUUCUUUUUUUCCUUCUGGUGGGUACUGUCGACAGUAAUAACGCCCAGCAUCAUCCUCUCUGACCUUCUUUAUCAGCAGAGAACAGUCCUCUGCCACACUCAGUCUGUCUGAUUUAGAUCCAACAUCUUCAACAAUCUGCCCGAGUUUAACCAGCUCCUCUGUUGUCAAGUUUUUAAAGUGGCUGAAGGUCCAUGUAGUAAAUUCACACUCAUGUUGUUUUAUCAGGUUCUCACAGGUCAAAGUGAUGUCAACUCCCACUCUGACAGUGAGGUCGAGAGGUUUGACUUUUGCAGCUGAAAUAUGAGAAAAUUAUGAGAAUAUAAAUCAGUGAGAAAAUAAGUGUUUGCUGUGUUUUAUUUCAAUCUUGUUGUGUUAAAAGUCAAAUAGUUAAAAAGCUCUUCUAACCCACCUGUGAUAUCAGUGUUCUUACCUGUAAAGUGAAGCAGAGCUGUUAGAAAUAAAGACAUCUGAAUCCAUUUGAACUCCAUUACAGUUAUCCUCUGUCUCUUCUUCUGCUGUCACACUCACAACUGUCUGAGUUUGUUAAGUUGUCCUUAUUUAGAGAGACGCUUAUCGCCCUUCCUUUUCUCAGCAUGACAUCACUUCCUCUCAUGACUUAGAUCAUGUAUGUUAAGAUUAACACUUCUCUAAACUUGUUGCUGUGUCAAAAUGGUCAAAAACUGUGUACGCCGCUUCUUGUCUGGUAGUUAAUUAAAUGUCGUUAAUGCUGCUCCACUGACAGCGGUGAUAAAGUGAUGAUGAUGAAGAUGGUCAGGAAAGAGGUCAAAGGUCACAGCAGACUGAUGAGUUUCCUGUUAAACUGGAAUUAUUGCGCAAUGAUAGAUAUGUGACUAAAUGGAGGGGGGGCAGUGCUUUGGCGACAGGGACUUUUUUUUUACCUCUUGAUGAGGAACCAGGAAGUCGACAGACUUUUUUUCUUCAGCCAAACCAUUCAGAGGCAACUUAGAGAGAUUUUCUUAGGUGUAAACCAUGGAAACAAGACAAAAAACAAACUUUUUCACCCUCCAAAACUGAGUCGAGUUGUAUCUGGGAACUGGAGGUGGGGAGAUAUUUUGUUGAGACUGUGGGAACAAAACCAGUGAGUUGCGUGAAGUUUUUUUAUCUAUAAAAAUUACAACAAAUAGUCAAAGAACAACAAAGCAAGAUAUUGAAGUCAAGAUUACAGGCGUCUGAGGCAAAGGAUUUACACGGACAUGAACAUGUUGACAGAUCUUUAGAGCAAACCGUGAUAUCAGAUAUAUGAGGAAGUUGAAUUCAGACCAGACCAAAAUUAGUUCAGCUGUGGUGACAAAUCCACCAAGAACUUUUUAUUUACUGUGCAAAAUGUGAAAACUGUUUAAGUGCCAGACCAGACAGAGCACACUAAACACAGUACUGAGAAAGAUGUGCAGUUACAGUAGAUCAGACUGUAUAAAAUCUGCUUUGGGGACCUCCAUAUCAAGAAGUCAUGUGAUGAAAUGGUCUGUGACAGGUACCCUGAAUAAAAAGUUGUGUUUUGGAUUAUAAGUUUCCAUGUGAAUAUUAAUUAUUAAUUCAAGAAACAGUCAAGCAUAUAAAACAAACAAAUAAACAAAAAAACACCUCUAAAAGUAGCCCUGAUUGUUAUAUUCUGGGUUUGUUUUUGGUGCACUUCUCUAUGUUAAGAAAGUCUUGUUCUGAGAAAAGAGCUGCUCAACCCAACACAUAGAGGAUUUCCUUUUAAGGAGUUAAGUUUCAUCAAUGAUGAUGGAUGAUAAUGGUUAAAAAUGUUGACUCACUACGACACAGACAGAGUGUAAAUAAAGCGAUCAUAAAACACAGACCUUAUCAGUAAAUAUUUCUUUAUUUGUAGAUGACACAGUGAUCAGACAAAGACAAAAAGUUAUCUAUCAGAAGAAACUAAAAAAGUAACUACACAUACAGAUUAGAGGGAAGUGAUUUUGUCUGAAAAUCCUCAAAAGUGCAUCUGUAGAUAUUUGUUAGCAGUUUAAUAAACUGAAUGCAGAAACAAGAAAAUUCCCCAAAUCAUAAAAUAAACAUUUUUAAACCUCUAAUUCUGCUAUUGGGCUCAUAUCUGCCAAGUUUGGUGGCUCUCCAAGUAUUUUAAGCCCCUCAAUAACCAACUUCCUGUUUCAUUACAAUGAAUCUCAUGUGUCUACAUUUGUAGAUACAUGACUUUCAUGAUGUAAAACCUCAUAAGGUCUAAACUGGGGACCAUCUCUAGCGAGUUCAUGUCCGUGUGAAAGAUGUUGAUCAGUGGAGUCUGACCGAAACAGAAGGUACUCCAACAUUUUCAUAAGACACCACGCCGUCAGUUUUAUCAGUUUACGCCAGCAAAUUGAGAAAAGGAUUGAAAAUACAUAAAGGUUGAAUUUGACACCAAAAAAAAAAAACAAUGUCCAAAGUCCAUGUGGUUUAAAGCUCACCAAGUUGUCAUAUCUCUGAGUUCUUUCCCCCUAUAGAGACAUUAAAAAAAGUCCACUUUAGCUCCCACAAAGAAAAUACACGAUCAUAAUAAACCCUGAAAUUUUAAUGCUUCAUGUUAAGUUGAUCUCACCUUUAGUUCUUGUCCAAACACUGACUGUCACAACAGUUACAGUGAGAGCUGAUAAACCCACAGACACUAAGAGAAACCUCCACCAGGCUGAAAGGCAAUCAAACAUUUGAAACACUGUGGCUCUAGAUUUCUACUCUUUCCCUCAGAGAUUUCUCUACUUACAAUGUCAAGAAGAGUAACAAGCUGCUCAAAGUUUUUCUGACUGCAACUCCUUAAAGGGGACCUGCCACCAAAAUUUCAUACCCAUUUUUAUCAAUUUUUCAUAAUCCUUGAUGUCCUCUGAUCAUGUUUGCAACAUAAUUUUAGCUGAAAAGUUAUUUGAUGGUUUGUUUUAGUAUGCCUAAAAAACCUUACAGGAAAACCAACUGGUUUUGGCUCAUUAACAUUUAUGGUAAUGAGCUUUGCUCUGAUUGGAUCGCUGCUGUGAAGCCUGCUGUGCUCUGAUUGGCUCAGCAGUGGAGGUUCGGAUUUCGGUUUAUCCACUGUUAUUAUGCUAAUGCUAAUAGCAUAUGCUAAUGUGUGCUAAAGUAAGGUGCCCAGAUGUCUGUAAUGAUAUCCGGGGAUAUUCGGUGCGGCGGCGGUGGUGCAGGGGCUGCAGGGGCUGUGUGAUCACAGACAAAGUCUCGGUACUAUUUAGUAGCAGCGCAUGCCCCUUGUAAUAACCCCGUAAGAACUGUUGUUCAGGACUGCUAACUAAAUUCGGCUACUGUAAUAACCGGUGUUCGAGCCCACACGCAACAUUUUUGCUCUCAUUAAUGAAACGCUUAAAUCGGGGACAUUUUCGGGGACAGCUUUUGCCGGGGACAGAUCAUCCAAUACGGGGACUGUCCCCGGAAAUCGGGGACGUCUGGUCACCUUAUGCUAAAGGCUAAAAACGGCAGGUAUUAAACCAUAUAUUUUAGACCCCGAGUCCGAAGAGGAGGUGGAAGUUGAGGAAGAAGCCGGAGAUCUCCAGCGGUGUUUUCUCAUUCAUUUUCCCGGCAGUGAACCGAAGGAAACACCGAUCGUUUGGAAGAGACCCAUAGCGGAUUCAGCGGUAGCUGGGUCUCGCUCUGGCUGUGACUGAGUACGAGAACGAGAGAGUGGGCGCGGCUCACCGAGGACGCGCUCGUGAAUAAUAAUGAGCAAGGUCGGCGCAACGUAACUUCGACGGGCUUUUUCAAUUGGCCUGGUUUACUCGUUCCUUGAUUUUAAACCUUUACAGAAUGCAAACGACGUAACGGUUUUUUUUCACAUGUACAACAUAAGACGAACGUAAUAUGGACCUUAUAUGACACAAAAAACCCCAAAAAUUACAUUUUUAUGGCAGGUCCCCUUUAAUAUCUGAGAGUUUAGUGAAAAAAAAAGAUUAAAUUAAUGUUGGUAGAAAGUGUGGAGCCAGUACCUGUUACAUUUGAAGCUUCACUGUCUGUGGACACCACUGUGCUCUCCGUUGUUUCUCUGUUUCUAGUCAGUUUAGGAGCUGCUGUCGUUGGUAAUACAGUUUGAGCUCUUCUCGGGGUGGCUGUUGUUGAUCUACCGCCCUCUCCUGAGUGAAUAGAGCCAAUUCAACAAUUUCAAUUAAAAAAACAACCAAAUCUUCAGGUUGAUAAUUAUGUUAGUUUAAAGGGAUAUUCCAGUGUGAAAUUAAUUUAGGGUCAAACACACUGUAACGCUGGGUUAGACACCCCUCGAGAGAUGAAUGUUGCAGACUGCUUGCUUCUCUAGUUAUACCAACUUAAGUAACGACCGCAGAUAGCAAUGCACAGCGGUCUGAGGAGCCAUACACAAACCUCAACCAAAAAAGCCACUCUAUAGCCACAAAUAAUGCUCAAAACAGCACCUAACUUCAUCAACAGUACAUAUAGGGCCUGAUCUACAAAAGGUUUGCAUGUGCAAAAACACAUGCAAACUUGAUAGCGCAUGCAUACCUGAUCCACUAACCGGGUGCUCCGAGGAUUGCGUCUGUCAAAUGAGCAAAACAGUGCGCGCAAUCCAUUUAGCGUGUUUGCCUUCAUGAAUAUGCAGAAUGUAUGUAGAUCAUCAGAGCGCGUGCAAAAUUCUGGGAGAAGCAAAUGCAAAUGGCAUCAUUUAGCAUCCGCAAUGUGAUUUGUCACACCCUGUUUUGCAUCUAUAUUUAGCACUUUUGAAAGCCACGUGCAAACUGGCACAGCAUUAUGCACGGUCAUUGUGGAGAGAUGGAUGCAGAAGUGCCAUGACAGACACCAUGAUUCUAGUCCAAAAGCUUGUGAUUUAUUUUGUUUUUCUGGUAUAUGACGAUUUUCAUAAAUAAUAAGGUCAAACACGGAACAGACGAAAAAAAUUAUCUGUUCGUCUUAUUGAUUUUAAAUCAUUUUAAUCCCUUUUUUGAUUUCUAGUAUAUCUUCUUGCAUCUGAAAAGCACUUUGUGUUGCCUUGUGUAUAAAUUGUGUCACACAAUUAAACUUCCAUUGCCUUUUAUGUAGUUCCCCAAAAUAAUAUGUGGUCCGCACCACUUUUGCACCCGUUAUCAAUUGCGCACACAAUGAUAGUAGAUCACCUGCAACACACCCACUAAUAGCAAGUGCAAAUCUUUUAGUUUGCGCACAAAAUUAAGCGCUCGCUAUUUUGGAUCUUAGUAGAUAAGGCCCAUAGGGUCCUAGCCACAGCACUAGCCACCAAACACCUUUAAGCUUUGCCUAAUUUCUUUAGCAAUGAUCAUAAAUGUUUUUCCUUGAGCUGUGUCACCCCGCUGCAGUCCGUAAUGGACUGGUCCGAGGUCUUGUGACAAAUGGCUGCUGGAAGAGAGUAGGUGAGUUGUGUUUAGUCUCUUUGCUAAAGAUAUUAGGCAAAGCUAAAAAGAUGUUUGGUGGCUAGUGCUAUGGCUGGAAUCCCAUAUGUACUGUUGAUGAAGUUAGGUGCUGUUUUGAGCAUCAUUUGUGGCUAUAGAGUGGCGUUUUGGUUGAGGUUUGUGUGUGGCUCCUCAGACCGCUGUGCUUUCCUGCGGUUGUUACUAAAGUUGGUGUAACUAGAGAAGCAAGCGGUCGGCAACAUUCAUCUCUAAAUGGGGUCUCUAACUUGGUAUUACGGUGUGUUUCACCUUAAAUUAAUUCUACACCAGAAUAUCCCUUUAAGUGACGGAUAAAGAUCUUCUCACCUGGUUUCUCAUCUGAGGGCUGAAGCCUGAGGGGAAACAGCUGCACUUUGUUAUUUACCGUCACUUCACACUGCAAUGAGUCAUUUCUUGAUCUGUACGUGUGUUGAUCAGUCGGAAAGGUUGUAUCAAUGAAGCAGUGACACUGUAAUGUUGUCCCAGCUUGGUGUACUUUGGCCAGCACUUCACCCUCCAACAGCCACUUCAUGCUGACCAAAUGAUAUUCAUACGCUAAGACAGUGCAGCGUAAUGUCGACUCAUCACUUUUCAUUAGUUCAGUCACUGUUGGAGAUAGAGAUAAAAAGUACCAGUUAUGACAAAGUUUGCUAAAGUACAGGAGGAUACAUGUUUAUAUCCCGAGUGCCAAACAAUGCCUGAAUGAUUAAAUUGCCUCAGGGAUUUGGUCGCAGCUCACAGUGUAUUGUAGAGGCAUAGAAGGUCAAAGGUUAUCGAAGAACUUUUUGUCAGUCAAAGGAAGUGGCCAUAGCAGCUCAUUAAACCAUUUAAACAGGAAGUCAAUCUAAUCUGUUUGAUAUUUUACGAUCUAUAUGCCCAUUUCUCAACUACAGUCAUAGCGCCACCCUGUGGAAUCAAAUAGAGAGUGUGAACAUGUGACAUGUUGCCCCACCAUGGGGUAAGUUGUCUCACAACAUGGGGUAAGAUGUCACAGGGGAUUUGGUAGCUAAUGAAACAAGGACAAAACUAUUGUUGUUCUCAUUUUUUACCUGAAGGUGAACAUCAAAGUCAGGCACAGAAAAUGUACAUCACUGAACUAGAAAAAGUUGAAAAUAGGCAUUGAACAAUGGUUAACAUAAAAUGUCAUGCAACAUGCUCUGGAGUUUGGAGAGCUGUCUGACUCUGUAUUUCGUCUGGAGUGAAUGUUUUGCAGUACCGAGCCAAGGUAUGGUAGUUGACAUUAAAGUCCUUUAUUGUCCUCCAGAUUGAUUUGUUAGCUAGGGUCACCUGCCUGACUGCCCUCAGCGUCAUGUCAGGUACUGCACUGCCACGUUCAGUUUUUCUUUUGAAAUUCCUGACCAUAUCUUCUUCCGUUUUCCUCUUCUUUAAACCACUCUUUUCUCUGUAAAAGUAAAGUCAAAGUUUCAUGAUGACAACUGCUGAUAAGCAGACUCUCUGAGUUAAUUUUAAUUCCUUUUAAAUAUGUGACAACUAACCCCGAAAUGACUGAGACGUGUUGCCUCAAACUGCCAUGUUUGCUAACUCUAGCUCUAGCUUAAAGUUCGCUUAAAACAGAACAAUGACUGAGGUAUGACAGGAAACCUUUAUCUGUCCUCUAACAAGUCUACAUGUUUCACUGCUAGGAUUUAUAUCUGGAAGAAGCUUGUUUUAAAAUAUAUAAAGCUAAUUUUUUUUUUUUACUUUGGGUUGUUCUGCUCACAAUGUGCUCUUCUCUUCUCGGACAGGACACGACCCGUGACCAUAUAAAGGAAGAAAACUAGUAUUCCACUUUUUAGUUGGUGGCAAAGAUAAUUGCAAUGUGACAACUUACUCAUGUGACAACAAGCCCUGAUCUCCACUACUAACUCAAUACACAAUUAUUAUUAAGUUUAGUUUUAUGCCUGUUCGCUGUUCAGAAAUGUUGAGCUGAAAAGAAGACGAUAGAAAUACUCACUGCUAACCACAGACAGAUAAACAACAGAAUCAGGGUCUUGUUUUCCUCUCGGUGUGUACUGUUCACAGUCGUAACGCCCAGCAUCCUCUUCUGAGACCUUCUUUAUCAGCAGAGAACAGUCCUCUGUCACACUCAGUCUGUCUGAUUUAGAUCCAACAUCUUCACCAAUCUGCCAGAGUUCAACCAGCUCUACGACUUGGUCCUCUAAGCUAAUGAAGAUCCAGGUCGUACAGUUACACGCAGGUUGAUGUUUCCUCACAUUCUCACAUGGUAAAGUCACGUCAUUUCCAACUCUGACGAUAACUGUUUUUCUUCCAGUUGCUGUUGAGAAAAUAAUUAAACUUGUCAUACUUUUUGAACUCAUGUCAAACCUUAGCAACAGUUCUCCCUCAGUUGACCUUGGUAUCCAUCUAUGAUAUUGAUCAUCUUACCUGUAGAGUGAAGUUGCACUGUCAGAAAUACAAAAAUCCAAACUGGUAAGAGCUUGUCCAUCAUGAUACUUUGAUGGUGUUUGUGUUUGUUCUCAGAAACCUGAGUUCAUAGCCUUUAUUUAUAGAGACGCCCAAUCAACUUCCUGCCUCAGUAUGAUGUCAACUCUACAAAAUGACUCCAACCUGCUCUUCUCUGUAAAAAGAGUCUGGUCUACAGCAGCUUUUAUUUGUUAAGACUUGCAGUGAAUUGGCACUAUAUAAAUAAAGAUUGAUUGUUUGAUUGAGAAAUAUAAAUAUAUAGCUAUAUUGGAAAAAUACACAUUAUUCUGAUUCAAGUUACAGUUGAAACCAGAAGUUUACAUACUCUAUAUAAAAAGGCACAAAACCCCUUUUUUUCCCUCACUGUCAAACAUGAAAUCAGAUUAAACUGUUACUGUUUUUGGUCAAUUAGGAUUACCAAAAUUAUUUUUAUAUGCCAAAUGCCAAAGUAAUGAGAGAGAGAAUUUUUUCAGACAUUUUUGUCAUUAUUUUCUUGAGAGUCAAUAGUUUACAUACAUUUCAUUAGUAUUUGGUAGCUGCCUUUUAAUUGUAUGACUUGGAUCAAAUGCUUUGGAUAUGCUUCCACAAGCUUCUACAAUAGUUUGCAGGAAUCUUGGCCCAUUUCUCCCGACAGAAUUGGUGUAACUGAGUCAUGUUUGUAGGCCCCCUUGCUUGCACAUGACUUCUCAGUUCUGCCCAUACAUUUUAAAUAAGACUGAGAUCAGGGCUUUGUGAUGGCCACCCCAAAACUUUGAUUUUGUUAUCCUUACGCCACUUUGUAACUAGUUUGACAGUAUGCUUAGGAUCACUAUCCAUUUGAAAAACCCAUUUGUGCCCAAGUUUUAACUUCCUGGCUGAUGUCUUGAGAGGUUGCUUCAGUAUUUCCACAUAAUAUUCUUUCUUCAUGAAGCCAUCUAGUUUGUGAAGUAUACCAGUCCCUUCUGCUGCAAAACAACCCCACAACAUGAUGCUGCCACCCCCACAUUUCACAGUUGGGAUGGUGUUUUCAGGCUAGCAAGCUUCCCCUUUUUUCCUCCAAAUGUAACAAUGGACAUUAUGACCAUUUUCAGUUUUAUCAGACACACGACAUGUCUCCAAAAAUUAUGGUCUUUGUCCCUGUGUGCAUUUGCAAACUUUAAUCUGGCUUUUUAUGUUUCUUUUGGACUCAUGGCUUCUUCCUGGAAGAGUGGCCUUUCAACCCAUGUCGGCACAGGACUUGUUUCACUGUUGAUGACGACACACUCUUACCAGCUGCAGCCAACAUCUCCACAAGGGCUUUGGCUGUUGUUCUUGGGUUGAUAUUCACACUUCAGACCAAAGCACGUUCAUCUCUGGGACACAAAACCCAUCUCCUCCCUGAGCGGUAUGAUGUCUGGACAUUCCCAUGGUGUUUAUAUUUGCGUACAAUUGUUUGAACAGAUGAACAUGGCAUCUUUAGGCAUCUGAAAAUUUCACCCAAGGAUGACCCAGACUUGUGUAGGUCCACAAUUCUCUUCCUGAUAUCUUGGCUGAUUUCUUUUGAUUUUCCCAUGAUGUUACACAAAGAAGCAGUGUGUUUCAGGUGUGCCCUAAAAUACAUCCACGGGUGUGCCUCUAAUGAACUCAAAUUUUGUCAAUUAACCCAUCAGAGGCUUCCAAAGACAUGAUAUCACUAUCUGGCCUUUGGCAAAUUGUUUAAAGGUAAAGUCAUCUUAGUGUAUGUAAACUUGUCUAAAAAAUUCUCUCUCUCAUUAUUUUGGCAUUUAGCAAAUAAAAAUAACUUUGGUAAUCCUAACUGACCAACAACAGGAAAAGUUUAAUCUGAUUUAAUGUUAGACAGUGAGAAAAAAAAGGUUAUGUGCAUUUUUAUACAGUGUAUGUAAACUUCUGGUUUCAACUGUAACCAGACAUCUGUGACCUCUGACCUCUUCAAUGAUUUCUUCUCCUCAUCUUCAUCAUCAUUACUUUAUCAUCUCUGUCAGUCACAGUGGAUCAGAAUUAUUUACAUCUAAACAGGGGCUGGCAUUGUCUACAGGGGUCUGUAGGAGUGGCGGCUUAAAAACUUCAAGCCACAAUGAGGAAGUGACAUCAUGUUGAGAGAAAAGGAAGUAGAUUCAGCGCAGCUAUUACAGGAAUCAAGUUCGUGAACUCAGACAGUUGUGAGCCUGAGAGCAGAAGAAGAGAGACAGACGAUCACCAUCAUGGAGUUCAAAUGGAUUCAGAUGUCUUUAUUUCUAACAGCUCUGCUUCACUUUGCAGGUGAGAGGACUUUAUCAUGUCAUCAUUGAAGAUGUUUUGUGACUUACUUUGUCAACCUGAUCUUUGUAACACCCUGAGAUCAUGAGCUUUAGUUCAUCACAGAUAACGGAUUAAUUGUCUAACACUGACUACAAGUAUAACCGUGUUUCCACUUCAUUUUGUUUUCAUAUUUGUUUUAUUUCUUAGCUGCUGUUGAAGUAAAAACUCUGUACUUCACUGUCAGAGUUGGAGGUGAUGCUACUUUGAACUGUGAAAACCUGAUAGAAGAUCAACCUGAGUGUAAAUACACAACAUGGGUCUUUAAUGGCAGAGGAAACUCAGUGGCAGUAGAGCUGGUUGAACUUGGGCAGAUUGAAGAAGAUAUUGGAUCUAAAUCAGACAGACUGAGUGUUACAGAGGACUGUUCUCUGCUGAUAAAGAUGGUCAGAGAGGAGGAUGUUGGGCGUUAUGAAUGUCAACAGUACCCACCAGAAGGAAAACAAGAACCUGAUGCUCCAGUUUAUCUGUCUUUGGUUAACAGUGAGUAUUUUUGUCAUCAUGUCUUCAGCUCAAACUGUGAACUGAAAUAUUACAGGAAUUAUGAUCACAGUCUGAACUCUAUUUGACUGUUUUUAUCUUUCUGAUAAUAUCUCCGUUUUCAACAGUGACUGAACUAAAGAACGGUGAAGGUGUGACAUUUCGCUGCUCUGUGUGGAAGUAUGAACAUCUCAGAACUGAAGUGAAGUGGCUGUUUGAGGACAGAGAUGUGGAUGGACAUCACCACUGUGACCCAUCACAGCAUCUCUGCCACGCCGAUGUGAGCUUUCAGCCUGAUCACCACACGUACAGAUCCAGAUAUGAGUCACUGCAGUGUGAAGUGACUGUAAACGACCAAGUGUUUCCCCUCAGACUUCAGCCCUCAGGAGAGAAACCAGGUAAAAAGAUCUUGUUUGAAACCUCUCCCCCUAACAUGAAUAAUUACCUAAAAUUUUGUUGAAUUGACAGAUUUAAAGUUUGAGUUGUGUCCAUUUGUUCAGGCGAAGAUGACAUACCAAAACUAGCAACAACCCCAUCAACAACAAUGUCAGCUGAAUCAGCACCACCAGCUGAAACUCCAACAAACUCACCAACAGCUCCAGGACUGACUGAGAACAGCAUGACACCAGAAACCACAGCAGAGCCUGAGGGGGAUGUCAAAAGUACAGACUCAACUCUCUCUGGAUUGGUUUAAUAAUUUCUUUCUUUCUUUCUUUCUUUCUUUCUUUCUUUCUUUCUUUCUUUCUUUCUUCGUUUCACAUUUAAUUAGUUUGAGGACAGAAAUCUGCUCCAGAAUACUUGGAAUAAUGUCCUAUCCCUUACAGUUCCACUGUGGUUGUCCAUCACUGUGCCGAUCGUGGUUUUGACAGCUCUUCUAGUCAUAGUUAUGAUCACCAUCAGACAAAGGAAAAACAAAGGUGAGAGCAUACAUGACACUUAUAUUUGCAAAAAAAAAAAAAAAAAAUUCUGUUUUGAAACUGAAACUCUGCCCCAUUUUGUCUUUGCAGGGAGCAAAACACAGAUAAGUGACGAUGUAAGUUUAAAAACAAAUUGAAAAAAGGUAAAGUCAGAUUUUAAGCACCUCCAGCUUUUUGGUUAAAAUAAGUUUUUUUAAGCAAUGCAAAACAAACAAAAAAAAGGAAAAAGUUGAUGCAUUCAAACUGAACUGAUCCAGCCGUCAGAGGUGUGUCCAGAUGAUGGCCAGGAGUGUCAUGAACCUCCACGAAAAUCUGAUUUGCAAUACUUGGCACCAGCAGCUCUUAAAAUGAUUGGUCAGAGGCGGGACUUAUUGCCCAGCCAAGUCUGUGGUUACAGAAACACACAUCAGGACAGAGACAGACUUUUUUUAAAAAAUUUUUAAAUAAUUAAUUUAUUUAUUAUCUAUUUUGCUGUCUUCAGAUACUUUUAAUUUCAAAAAGGAUCAAAGUGAAGUGAGAAGUAUUUCAGAGGGCAGCCAGAUAAAAACUCAAACAAAAAUCUGUGAAGUUUGAUAAAUAAAGACUGGUCAUAAGCCUUUCUUUUUUUUAAGCAGAUACAGAAAAGUUAAGUGUUAUGUAUGUGGUGAAUAGCCGAGCGUGUUCAGACUUCAGAGCAUGAGAUAGACAAGAGAGAAGUUGUCUGACACAACUCAACCACAGCAGGAAGGUUUCUCAAACUGUUCUGUAGAAUCAGAAGUCUGACUUCCAAAUAAACACUACAGGCUGCGUCAUUAAGUUUUAAGGUAUUAUUACGUUUAUUCUAACUAAAGAGCUUUUGCUUUAAAUGAUUUUACCAAGCAGUGUUUUUGUUGUUUGCUGUCCUUUCUUUAGGUUGAUCCUGACAAUGGUGUUUCCUAUGCCUCCAUCAGGUACAACCAGAAGAAGAAAAGAAAAGCUGAGGUCAAAUUUUCAAAUUAUUGACUCCUGAAUUAUGUAAUGACGAUAACUCACCCCUCUAAUGUGACAUCAGCUUCUGUGGUCAUGUCACUUUGGUUUGACUGGAACUGUAAUUGAACACAUCACUCACAGCAUAUUGGUACUCAUCAUCUUCUUUUUCAGGUUCGCAGUGAAGCUGAUGCCAACGAUGAAGGAGAGGUGACCUAUGUCACAGUAAAAGCCUCCUCUUCCUCGUCUCCUCCUGCUGGGGUUUCGGUUGAUCCUGGAAGCCUCUAUGCCACCAUCAGCAAAGACAAGAAAUGAGUCAACAGUGGAGUUUCAGCUCGUACCAACACAGUUAUUUCAUACUUUAAUGACAGAUACCGAUAGAUGUUUUUGUAGAUACUUUCAGGAUUACUCACUGCAAAAACUCUUAAUUUCCAGACGGUGUGGUAUAAACUUCAUAAGCAGAAAAGUCUGGCUUUAAAGAUUAUAAAUGAGCUUAAAAUAUGAAAUUUAUCGCCAGCAUUUUAAGGUGCAAGUGUUCAGUUGUGUUUAUCAUGUGUUAUUCCGGUAUCACCCACAGCCAUACUUCUGUUAGGUUUAUUUUUUAUUUUCAAGGAUGUGUUCUCACACUGUACAAACUUCCACGGACAAGGGAAGGGCUUAAAAAAGACUAAACGUUCCUAUUGCACUUAAAAAUAGAGCUGUAAAAGUGAUGGUAUUUUAACGGAUCACACAGUAUGUUUGUGUGUGUAGGUAAGUCAAGUUGAAGUCGUAGCCUAACUGGGGGAUUUACUUGGACCACUGUCCUUGACCCAGUAUACAAGCACCAGUGCAUGACCUUUUUCAGCAUCGGUACUUGGAUGUGUUGUCCAGAUAUUGAACUAUUGGCUGUUGCUCCUCCAUAUCAUAAUACUUGUGUACAUCCCAUCCAAGGCAACGGCUGAAGUUCAAUGUGAUGUUCUCCAUGAAGCAAUCGCUAGGAUACAGACUCAACAUCCUGUUUAAAAAAAACAACAAAAAAACAACAGUGAUGAAUGGCCCCACUCUGUUCGCUGAAGGAUGGAGAGAUUCAGCAGACCUUUUGUUCACACAAUCAAGAAGUUCUUGUUUUGUAUUGUAUUGUACUGCUUGACUUACAUCCUGUUAGCCUCUUGCUAACACCUCCUGGCAAUUGUUUUGAUGCAAGAGGUCAACAGAGCUGAAAGAGGGCGUGCACUUGUGCGUGUUAACUGUGUCAAGGACUGUGGUUCAGGUAAAUCUCUAAGUCAGAUAUGAACUUAGCUCGACUUACCUUGGUUGCAUUUAUCCCAUUAUUACCCUUUCACUUUGUCUAAUGUUUGCCUUUUUUACUUGUUUAUUUUCAAGUCGAAUACAACCUGUAAAAUUUAGGUGAUAUAUACUGGUAUAAAACUUGCUGUUUCUUUACAAAAUAUGCACGAAAUACACUGUUAUUCAUACAGCUAUUAGUAUUCAUUCAUAUUGAUAACUGGCAGCAUUACAGGAGCAAAUAAGAAUGCUUGUUUGUGUUUAAGAUCAUGUGCAUUGUAUCAAUAAAAAGGCUAAACCAUAAUUUGUGCAGAGUUCAUUUUAUUUGGAAAAGAGAAGGUUAUGUCGAUAAUGGUCUUUAGAGGCUUUUGAACCAUUCUAUCUUCCAGCACUGUCAAAAAUAAGCCUAAUACAGCGCUUGCUGUGAAUACAUGAAUACAUGUGACUCCUUGUAUUUGAUGCCCUGCCCCACUGACAAAUGUUUAAGCAUGUUGCUGGUGUUUCCACCUUUGUAUGUUAUCACUGCUUGACACACGUUGCAUUGUUGUCGUCUUUCUUGGUAAAAUUAAGCAACCCUUUAGCUCAUUUCUGCCUACUUGUCAUAUCGUCCGCCAUGUUUUUUUCUCCCUCUCUGUUGUGUAGACUGGCACUUGCUUGUUUUUCAAGGCACCCGGAAGAAAGGAAUCGUUUAGGGAAUCAUUAAGAUAAAAUGUAAAUGAUGUCAAUGAAUGAUGAACAAUAAGGCCCUAAAUGUUUGUCGUAACAAGUCUGACUGACCAAAAUCCUCCAAGUGGUCAAAGUUAUGGUUCAGUGUAACUCUGCAGCUGCUGUUGAAGCCACAUUCUCACGAGGAACUUCCCCUUCAGGUCUGAGAAAUGACAAACAGUGAGAUCUCAGAGCGCUGUAGUACCUCCGAAUCUGUGCUUUCUUACAGCAGUCAUCGUGAGAUUUGACUCUUCUCUCCUGUGCUGUCAAAACCCACCGUAUUGUGACAUUUUGCGAAUCAGAUAGAGUUGCAGAUGGGAAAUUAUUUGAAGCAGAGUGGAGAGUGAAGCUUUCUUGAGGCCAAAGUAGUGUAUUUAAUCCUAUUGGCCAUCUUGGAAGUAAAACACUAAUACUAAUAAUAAGGCCGAUGGUAAAUACUGGCCCCAUUAAAGGCCUGAUAUUGAUCAACUCUUUGUCUGCUGUGACCUCUGAUUUCUUUACUGAUCCUGCUUGUUAUUCUCCUGAUCAUCUUGUCAUUCUGGACCAGGAGGAAUAAAGCUUUAAAAUGUUUAUUAAUUAAACUGUGAUGUGAGGUUAAAAACUCAGAGGCAGACUUAAAGUCACUUUGAGGAAGUGACUUCAUUCUGAGAGAGGGGAGAGUUUCAGUAUCUCUAUAAAUAAGGACUACUUUGAAAACUCAGACAAUCGUGAGCCUGAGAGCAGAAGAAGAAAGACAGAGGAUCACCAUCAUGGAGUUCAAAUGGAUUCAGAUGUCUUUAUUUCUAACAGCUCUGCUUCACUUUGCAGGUGAGAGGACUUUAUCAUGUCAUCAUUGAAGAUGCUUUCUGACUUACUUUGUCAACCUGAUCUUUGUAACACCCUGAGAUCUUGAGCUUUAGUUCAUCACGAAUAACAAAUAAAUAGUCUAACACUGACUACAAGUAUAACAGUGUUUCUAUUUCAUUUUGUUUUCAUAUUUGUUUUAUUUCUCAGCUGCUGCUGAAGUAAAAACUCUGUACUUCACUGUCAGAGUUGGAGGUGAUGCUACUUUGACCUGUGACAACCUGAUAGAAGAUCAACCUGAGUGUAACUAUACAACAUGGGUCUUUAAUGGGAGAAGAAACUCAACAGCAGCAAGGCUGGUUAAACACGGACAGAUUGAAGAAGAUGUACGAUCUAAAUCAGACAGACUGAAUGUUACAGAGGACUGUUCUCUGCUGAUAAAGAAGGUCAGAGAGGAGGAUGCUGGGCGUUAUGACUGCCACCAGUACACACCAGAAGGAAAACAAGAACCUGAUGCUCCAGUUUUUCUGUCUGGGGUUAACAGUAGGUAUUUUUAUCAUUACGUCUUCAGCUCAAACUGUAAACUGAAAUAUUACAGGAAUUAUGAUCACAGUCUGAACUUUAUUUGAUCGUUUUUGUCUUUCUGAUAUUUCCAUUAUCAACAGCGGCUGAACUAAAGAAUGGUGAAAGUGUGACAUUACGCUGCUCUGUGUGGACCUAUAAACAUCUCAGAACUGAAGUGAGGUGGCUGUUUGAGGGUAAAGAUGUGGAUGAACAUCACUUUAGUGUGAGGACAUCACAGGGUCUCUGCUUUGCUGAUGUGAACUUUCAGCCUGAUCACCUCAUGUACAGAUCCAGAUAUGAGUCACUGCAGUGUGAAGUGACUGUAAACGACCAAGUGUUUUCCUUCAGACUUCAGCCCUCAGGAGAGAAACCAGGUAAAAAGAUCUUGUUUAAAACCACUUCUGCUAACAUGAAUAAUUACCUAAAAUUUUGUUGAUUGAAUAGAUUCAAAGUUUGAGUUGUGUCCAUUUGUUCAGGUGAGGAUGACAAAACAAAACUAACAACAGCCACAUCAACAACAAUGUCAACAACAAUGUCAACUGAAUCAACAGCACCAGCAGGAACUCCAGCAGAUAAACCAGGUAAAAAGAUCUUGUUUAAAGUCACUUCUACUAUCAUGAACAAUUACCUUGAAUUUUGUUGAUCUAAUAGAUUUAAAGCAGGGGUGCACACACUUUCUGAGCAUGUAAGCUACCUUUAAAAUGACCAAGUCAAUAUGAUUUAACUACUACAAAAAUAUAUAUUUUUUUAUAAAUGUAUUGAGAAUUAUUCAUAUGUAGAAAGUCUGUUGAUGUACCUUGCAUAACUGCAUGAACCUAUUUUGCACAAUUGAACUCUCACAUUUUUUGUCAUUACCUUACUCUGAUGACUUGCACUGGAUGGAAUCAGCCAGGGAUGCAUAGUCCUGACAGUAGCUGCUGACAGACAGCCUCAUGCACACUUCCAAAUGUUCAUCAGUCAUGGUGGAACAGUACUUGGACUUAAUGAGCUUCCAGAACUGUCCAUGAGCUCUGGACUUCAGCUGAAUAUCAGCUUGUAGUUUCAAAACCUCAACUUCCACUCAAGAACAGUUCAGGUGAAACAGUGUUGCAGUUUUUGAUGUGAGUGAAUCAACUUCAGCAUCUUCCUGAAAAGGGUAGCACAUGAAGAUAGUGAAUGGCUCCAGGGAAGUAAAGUCUUGAAAGUAUUUGUCAAAAUCUGACGGACAGGUGUCAUUCUGCUCUGUGUAGCAUGUGCUGUCAAGUUGCACAAAGGCCUUCCCUUCCCUCUGAUGCCUGAUGACGUUUCAACUGAAAGCAUGAACUGAGCUGAUCACAUUGAUCGUGGUUUUGUUUUUUCCCUGCAGCUCUAGAUUGAGGUCAUUCAACAUGUUUGUCAGACUGGUGAAAAAAAAUUGUCAUUCAGUUGCUUGUAUUCUGCAUGACCCGCUACACAGACAAACUCUUUAAUCUCCGGACAGAGCUCUUGGAGGCUCUGCAGGAAUUUCCCUCGACUAUGCCGCCUCAUGUCAGUGAGUAGCAACAACUCAGAGUGGUCGCAGUCAGCCUUCUCCAGAUGUGCACUGAGCAGCCAUCUUUGAAGGGAUCUGUGGUGAAUAAAACAGGCGAUCUUCGUUGCUACAUCCAUGAUCUCUUUAAUGUUGAGCAUUUUAAUGCAUAACGCUUGUUGGUGUGUUAUACAGCGGUGAUUGAGUGAGUCCAGGAAAGCACUGUCCUCCCUGUACUUAAAAAAAAAUCCAUUCAAGUGGCCAACCAUCAGGGGUGCUCUAAUCAUGGUGAUGGACACCAAUUUGUACACUGGGAAGUGUCCUCUCCUUGUAUGUGUUCUUUCAUGGGCAGUACUGUUAACAGCGCAUCUUUUGCAGUGAUAUCAGUAAACAUCGUCUGAAAAAAAAUGCAACACUAGGCUGUGUCACUUUGUAGAUUUGUCCAACUGCAGUGAAAAACACUUACCAUCUGCUACGUCCUUCCAAAGUUGCUGAGUCAAAUCCUUGGCCAUGGCCUCACUGUGCCAUGUAACUGUACUUCUUGACAGCUGGAGAACUUUGAUAGAAGAAACAACAAGUCAGCUUCUUCAACAAAUGCCUCUUUUACCAUCUCUGCAUCUUGACAGGACUUCUUGUUCUUAACGAUGAGGUGACUCACCUGGAACGAUGCUUUGGUGGCAGCUUUAACUUUUGAAGUUAGCUAUAAGAAAAAUGACUGCCGUCCUCAUCCUCACAGAUUCCCUGUGGUUGUCCAUUACUGUGCCUAAAGUGGUUUUGACAGCUCUGACAGCGGAUGUGUUUUAUUGUCAUUUCAGCUGGGUUUCAGAUCGUUAUUGUGAUGGUUGGCUUAUCAGCUCUCAUACUAACUGUGGGAACAGUCAGCAUCUGGACAAGAAUUAAAGGUGAGGACAUUUAUCAUGAGACUUAUGGAAAAUAAAGUUUUUCAUUCCAUAUAUUUUCACUCUGGAAGCUGAAAGGACUUUCUCUCUCUUUUUUAGGGAAGAUUGCUCAGAGGAAUGAAAACAUGGUGAGUUUCAAAUCAACAAAAUGAGUCACUGUGUUAAAAUCAGAGGAGUGAACACCUCAGCACAGUUGUUUUAAAGAGAGCCAUCUGUUUCUUUAUGACACUUUGAGUGCUACGAUAUUAGUUUGAGUACUAAACUUAAAAUCUACACUGGAUUCUGGGAGCAGAAAAGUCAUAAUAUUUUGGGUAAAAGUUAUCCCAGUACAAGUUCUGAUCCAGAUCUUAAACUACAAGAAAGAACCACUGAGUUAUCAAUAAUUUGUCACGGAUCAAUCAAGAAGAAGUGGAACAAGCCAUGCUUAUCUGAUUACUUUGGUCUUUAGCAUUUGGAAAUCUCAUUGUUUGGUUCAUUUGCUUUUUUACCUCAUAGGUGUGUCAUCAUGAAAUCGUCGGCACAGCAACCUACGAAAACACCAGAGAACCUUCUGUUUCUCUCAGACUCCAUCGAUGCCCAUCUUCAAGACUGACAUGAGUUGAUCUGCUGCUUUAAACAUUCUUAAUGCAAAGCUCUAUGUCUGUCUUUGUACACAAGUUCACAAAGUCAAGCACUGUCUGCCAUAAAACAGGAAGUUGAUUUUUGAGGGGCUUAAUAUACAGAAACUGCUAACUAACAUGUAAAGAUUGUAUUCACUUUCAAGGACACUUCUAUAGAUAGAAACUUCAGUGUAAUCACUCUAUUUGCAUAAAUGAACUUUCUUUUGGUAUAACUGCUUCAAUAUUUUUAUAUUCUUAACAUUUUAUUCACUGCUUUUCAGUUUGUACUGUCAGUAUUGUUCUGUCUGUUGCCACACUGAUCACAGUGUCAGCUGCAAAUAAAGGUUUAUUCCCCACUUAAUGUCAAAUUGAGUUUUAUGAUCCCCCCAAUUGCGAAAGGUAAAAAGUUUUAGCUUUGAAUGUUUAUGCACACAAUACUGGUGUAACCUAUGAAGCCAUCUUCCUGUAGCAGUGGCGGAUAGUGAGAAAAAUAGCAGGUGGGGCUGAAGGUUUGGAAACCAGAGCCCUGUAGGGGAGGUUUGGGGGUAUCCUCCCCUGGGAGAUUGUUUUUGGUUUUCACAUGUGAAUGAAGCAUUCUGGUGCACUCUGAGAAAAUAGUUAAGGAAACAUACAAUCUUGAUUUACAAAGACAAACGGAGUGGGGAAACUGUAUUUCAACUUAUUUCAACUUAAGUUUAGUUUUAAGCCUGUUUGCUGUUCAGAAAUGUUGAGCUGAAAACAAGAUGAUAGAAAUACUCACUGUUAACCACAGACAGAUAAACAACAGAAUUAAGUUCUUGUUUCUUCUCGGUUUGGACUGUUCACAGUCAUAACGUCAUAACGUCCUCCUCCGAGACCUUCUUUAUCAGCAGAGAACAGUCCUCUGUAACACUCAGUCUGUCUGAUUUAGAUCCAACGUCUUCACCAAUCUGCCUGAGUUCAACCAGCUCUACUACUUGGUCCCUUAAGCCAAUGAAGAUACAGGUCGUAUAGUUACACACAGGCUGAUGUUUUCUCACUUUCUCACAUGGUAAAGUCACAUUAGUGUUGGGUGGUAUGAUGGUAUAUACCAUGUGAUGGUAUAAAAGUGUCUACCGGUAGAAAUUUUGCUAUACCAUUAACACUGGAGAGAGAGAGCAGAUGCUGCAUCUCUCUGAGUCAGUGUGUAGUUGUCUGUCCGUUUGGGUGCGUUUCCCUAUAUUUACCAGCAUGUCGUGUGGAGUUUGUUUGCUCUGUUUGAUUGGUCAGGUUUGGUUGUGCUCCCUAUAAUUACCAGCGUGUCCAACAUCAUCGACUGCUUGGCAUCAUUUCGAUGAAGAACAAACAGCUUCACUGGUGGUGGUCAUGGCUAAGGCGGAGAUUAGUGACAGUACCGAGCAAACAACAGCAGCCCAACCCACCCAACAUCAGGAAGAGGAGGAGAAACUCCUUCCAAAAAAGGGUGUGAGUUGCGACAUUGGUUGUCUGGAGAUUCUUUGGAUUUUGAAAAUCUGACAGUGAUCGACAAAACAAAACAAUACUAUGCAAAGAGUGUCGUGUGGCUGUUGUUGCUGGAGGUGAAAACACCAGCAACCUCUUUCACCACCUAAAGAUGAAACAUGCCAAGCUCUAUUAUGAGAGCCAAAAGAUGUGUGGCGCACCUGCUGCACCAAAAACUAAAACUGCAGCAGCUCCUCUCAUACAAUAGAGCUUGGCAGAGUCUUUCGCCGAAGGUACACCAUAAAAAAUCACCAGACUGGUCUGGUAUUUUGUUUGCAUUUGUAUAUAAAUCCGAGUUUAAGAAUAAAAGAAAAAUGAACAAAUGUGACAGUAUGGUUAUUUUUCAGCCAUUAAUUAAAUUUACAGGAGGAAAAAACAAACUGUGAUGUAAACCGUUAUCGUGAUAUGAAAUUACUCAUACGGUGAUACAAGAUUUUGUUUAUACCAUAGAACACACAGUCACAUCAUCUCCAUCUCUGAUGAUCAGUGUUUUUCCUCCAGUUCCUGUUGAGAAAAUAAUCAAACUUGGGAAGUGUGACAGUCAUACGUUAUCUUUUGUUUCAAGAGUUUGUUGAACUCAUGUCAAACCUAAGCAACAGUUCUCCUUCAGUUGACCUUUGUAUCUAUCUAUGAUAUUGAUCAUCUUACCUGUAAAGUGAAGUGGCACUGUUAGAAAUACAAAAAUCUAAACAAGUAUGAGCUUGUCCAUCAUGAUACUUUGAAGGUCUUUGUGUUUGUUCUCAGAAACUGUCUGAGUUCAUAGCCUUUAUUUAUAGAGACGCCCAAUUGUCUUCCUGCCUCAGUAUGAUGUCAACUCUACGAAAUGACUCCAACCUGCUCUUCUCUGUAAAUAGAGUCUGGUCUACACCAGCUUUUAUUUUUUAGGCAUCUUGAGAUAAGACUUGUAGUGAACUGCAAUAAAAAAAUAAAGAUUGAUUGAUUGAUUGAUAAAUAUAAAUACAUAUGUGUAUAGGAAAAUACAUAUUAUUCUGAUUACGUUUAACCAGACAUAUGUGACCUCUGACCUCUUCACUGGUCUCUGCUCCUCAUCUUCAUUGUCAUUACUUCAUCAUCUCUGUCAGUCACAGUGGAUCAGAAUUAUUUACAGCUAAACAGGGGCUGGCGUCGUCUACAGGAGUUUGUAGGAGUGGCGGCUUAAAAACUUAAAGCCACAAUGAGGAAGUGACAUCAUGCUGAGAGAAAGAGAAGUAGAUUCAGCUAUUAGCUGUUAGUAUAGACAAGUUUACUAACUCAGACAAUCGUGAGCCUGAGAGCAGAAGAAGAACGGAAGAGGAUCACCAUCAUGGAGUUCAAAUGGAUUCAGAUGUCUUUAUUUCUAACAGCUCUGCUUCACUUUGCAGGUGAGAGGACUUUAUCAUGUCAUCAUUGAAGAUGCUUUCUGACUUACUUUGUCAACCUGAUCUUUGUAACACCCUGAGAUCAUGAGCUUUAGUUCAUCACGAAUAACAAAUUAAUUGUCUAACACUGACUACAUGUAUAAAAGUGUCUCUAUUUCAUAUUUGUUUUCAUAUUUGUUUUAUCUCUCAGCUGCUGCUGAAGUAAAAACUCUGUACUUCACUGUCAGAGUUGGAGGUGAUGCUACUUUGACCUGUGACAACCUGAUAGAAGAUCAACCUGAGUGUAAAUACACAACAUGGGUCUUUAAUGGCGGAGGAAACCCAGAAGCAGUAGAGCUGGUUGAACUCGGACAGAUAAAAGAUGUUGGAUCUGAAUCAGACAGACUGAGUGUUACAGAGGACUGCUCUCUGCUGAUAAAGAAGGUCUCAAAGGAGGAUGUUGGGCAUUAUGUCUGUCAACAGUACACGCCUGGAGGAAAACAAGAACCUGAUGCUUCAGUUUAUCUGUCUUUGGUUAACAGUAGGUAUUUUUAUCAUUAUGUCUUCAGCUCAAACUGUGAACUGAAAUAUUACAGGAAUUAUGAUCACAGUCUGAACUUUAUUUGACUGUUUUUGUCUUUCUGAUAAUAUCUCCGUUUUCAACAGUGACUGAACUAAAGAACAGUGAAGGUGUGACAUUUCGCUGCUCUGUUUGGACGCAUGAACCUCACAGAACUGAAGUGAAGUGGCUGUUUGAGGGUGGAGAUGUGGAGGGACAUCAGCAAUGUGACCCAUCGCAGGGUCUCUGCUUUGCUGAUGUGAGCUUUCAGCCUGAUCACCACAUGAACAGAUCCAGAUAUGAGUCACUGCAGUGUGAAGUGACUGAAGAGAACCAAGUUUUUCCCUUCAGACUUCAGCCCUCAGGAGAGAAACCAGGUAAAAAGAUCUUGUUUAAAACCACUUCUGCUAACAAUAAUCAUUACCUAAAAUUUUGCUGAUUUGGCAGAUUUAAAGUUUGAGUUGUGUCCAUUUGUUCAGGCGAAGUUGAAAAACCAAAACUAGCAACAACAAUGUCAUCAACAAAGUCAACAACAGAGUCAACAACAAUGUCAACAGCAAUGUCAACUGAAUCAACUGAAUCAACAGCACCAGCAGGAACUCCAGUGGAUAAACCAGGUAAAAAGAUCUUGUUCAAAGUCACUUCUACAAUUACCUAGAAUUUUGUUAAUCUAAUAGAUUUAAAGCAGGGGUGCACACACUUUCUGAGCAUGUAAGCUACUUUUAAAAUGACCAAGUCAAUAUGAUUUAACUACUACAAAAAUGCAAGACACUGUUUUUUUUUUAAUAAAUAUAAUAGAAUAAUUCAUAUGUAGAAUGUCUGUUGAUGUACCUUGCAUAACUGCAUGAACCCAUUUUGCACAAUUGAACUCUUACACUUUUUGUCAUUACCUUACUCUGAUGACUCGCACUGGAUGGAAUCAGCCAGGGAUGCAUAGUCUGGACAGUAGCUGCUGACAGACAGCCUCAUGCACACUCCCAAAUGUUCAUCAGUCAUGGUGGAAUGGUACUUGGACUUAAUGAGCCUCCAGAACUGUCCAUGAGCUCUGGACUUCAGCUGAAUGUCAGCUUGUAGUUUCAAAACCUCAACUUCCACUCAAGAAGAGUUCAGGCGAAACAGUGUUGCAAUUUUUGAUGUGAGUGAAUCAACUUCAGCAUCUUCCUGAAAAGGGUAGCAUAUGCAGAUAGUGAAUGGCUCCAGGGAAGCAAAGUCUUGAAAGCAUUUGUCAAACUCUGACGGACAGGUGUCAUUCUGCUGUUUGUAGCAUGUGCUGUCAAGUUGCACAAAGGCCUUCCCUUCCCUCUGACGCCAGGUUCUGGAAGUUUGCCAAAUCAUGGUCCUGCAGCUUUGAGGAGAGACGUUUCAUCUUUCAACUGAAAGCAUGAACUGAGCUGAUCAAAUUGAUCGUGGUUUUGUUUUUUCCGAGCAGCUCUAGAUUAAGGUCAUUCAACAUGUUUGUCAGACUGGUGGAAAAAAUUGUCAUUCAGUUGCUUGUAUUCUGCAUGUCCCGCAGACAAACAAACACUUUAAUCUCAGGACAGAGCUCUUGGAGGCUUUGCAGGAAUUUCCCUCGACUAUGCCGCCUCAUGUCAGUGAGUAGCAACAACUCAGAGUGGUCGCAGUCAGCCUUAUCCAGAUGUGCACAGAGCAGCCAUCUUUGAAAAAAAAUCCAUUCAAGUGGCCAACCAUCAGGGGUGCUCUAUCCGUGGUGAUGGACACCAAUUUGUACACUGGGAAGUGUCCUCUCCUUGUAUGUGUUCUUUCAUGGGCAGUACUGUUAACAGCGCAUCUUUUGCAGUGAUAUCAGUAAACAUCAUCUGAAAAAAAAUGCAACACUAGGCUGUGUCACACUGUAGAUUUGUCCAACUGCAGUGAAAAACACUUACAAUCUGCUACGUCCUUCCAAAGUUGCUGAGUCAAAUCCUUGGCCAUGGCCUCACUGUGCCAUGUAACUGUACUUCUUGACAGCUGGAGAACUUUGAUCGAAGUUAAUAUUUCUGCCUUGUUUUUAAAGUCUCGGAACAACAGGUCAGCUUCUUCAACAAAUGCCUCUUUUACCAUCUCUGCAUCUUGAAAGGACUUCGUGUUCUUAACGAUGAGGUGACUCACCUGGAACGAUGCUUUGGUGGCAGCUUUAACUUUUGAAGUUAGCUAUAAGAAAAAUGACUGCCGUCCUCAUCCUCACAGAUUCCCUGUGGUUGUCCAUUACUGUGCCUAAGGUGGUUUUGACAGCUCUGACAGCGGAUGUGUUUUAUUGUCAUUUCAGCUGGGUUUCAGAUCGUUAUUGUGAUGGUUGGCUUAUCAGCUCUCAUACUAACUGUGGGAACAGUCAGCAUCUGGACAAGAAUUAAAGGUGAUGACAUUUAUCAUGAAACUUAUGGAAAAUAAAGUUUUUCAUUCCAUAUAUUUUCACUCUGGAAGCUGAAAGGACUCUUUCUCUCUUUUUUAGGGAAGAUUGCUCAGAGGAAUGAAAACAUGGUGAGUUUCAAAUCAACAAAAUGAGUCAUUGUGUUAAAAUCAGAGGAGUGAACACCUCAGCACAGUUGUUUUAAAGAGAGCCAUCUGUUUAUUUAUGACACUUUGAGUGGUAUGAUAUUAGUUUGAGUACUAAACCUAAAAUCUACACUGGAUUCUGGGAGCAGAAAAGUCAUGAUAUUUUGGGUAACAGUACAAGUUCUGAUCCAGAUCCUAAACUACAAAAAAGAACCACUGAGUUAUCAAUAAUUUGUCACGGAUCAAUCAAGAAGUGGAACAAGUCAUGCUCAUCUGUUUACUUUGGUUUUUAGCAUUUGAAAAUCUCAUUGUUUGGUUCAUUUGCUUUUUUUACCUCAUAGGUGUGUCAUCAUGAAAUCGUCGGCACAGCAACCUACGAAAACACCGGAGAACCUUCUGUUUCUCUCAGACUCCAUCGAUGCCCAUCUUCAAGACUGACAUGAGUUGAUCUGCUGCUUUAAAUAUUCUGAUAUCAAUGUGAAGAUCUAUGUCUGUCUUUGUACACACAGUCAAGCAACAGGAAGUUGAUUUUUGAGGAGUUUAAUAUACUUUUACAGUCACCAAACUUGUUAUGCAUGACCCCAGUGGAGGGAUCAAAUGUUUGAUGUUGGUUCUCUAAUGGCUCAGUGGUUCCCACUAUAGUUUUUAAGUCCAUGAAAGUCCAGUCUAUGCAGCAUGUUCAACCUGAAGUUAUGACUUCUAGAGGGGGAGGGCUUAGUAAUCAUGUCUAGAUCUCCAAACAUCUUCAUCAUGACCCCAAAGAUUGUAUUCACUUUAAAAGACACUUCUAUAUAUAGAAACUUCAGUGUAAUCACUCUAUUUGCAUAAAUGAUUUUUUUUUGUAUGGCUACAUAAAUAUUUUUAUUAUCUAAACAUUCGAUUCGAUGCUUUUCAGUUUUUACUGUCAGUAUUGUUCUGUCUGUUGCCACACUGAUCACAGUGUUAUCUGCAAAUAAAGGUUUAAUCCCCACUUAAUGUCAAAUUGAGUUUUAUGAUCCCCCAAGUGCUAAAGGUGAAAAGUUUUAGCUUUGAAUUUUAUGCCCCAACUAUUGGUGUAACUUAUGAAGCCAUCCUCCAGUAGAACAAAAAUAUCUUUCACUCUUUUAAUCACUUGUUUGUUUGUGUUUUUUGGUCCAGCAUCUUUAUAAACCUUCAGUUUUCUUAGAAGCAUCAUCCUGAGAAAUGAUGAAAUUUAUCAUAACUGGGAAUCUUUACACCUUCAACUUCAAUUUUUCAACUUCCUGUCUUUUUUCAAAGACGGCAGAACACAUCUCUGUCAUUGGAGAGUCAAAGAGCUGUGAAAACAAGAUGGCUUAUGAUCAUCACCGUAAACCUUUUAUAUUACUGCAAGAGACUGGGCUCAGAAAAGUGUUGCUGAUCAUCGCCAACAUCAGUCUACCGUGACCUCUGAUUUCUUUACUGAUCUCUUGCAUCUCAUCUUACUUUAACGUACUUCCAAGAGAUAAAAUUCUGACGUAGACUAUGAGUCAGGAAGCAUCAGUGCAAAAAAAAGGGGUGUGAUUCAGAAUCUUUCUUAAUAAGAAGAACUUUACAAACUCAGACAGUCGUGAGCGUGAGAGCAGAAGAAGAGAGGAUCACUAUCAUGGAGUUCAACUGGAUUCAGAUGUCUUUUUUUCUAACAGCUCUGCUUCACUUUACAGGUAAAAGGAUUAAUAGACAUCAGUAGCAACAGUUGAAUGAAUAUUUGAACAGACUGAUAGGAUAGGACAGGUCUUUAUGUGGGGCGCUUUGAUUGCUAAACCAUCAAUGUCUCUCAGCACAAAUAAUUAUCAUGAUUAAGUUCUAAUCUAAAAGCUGACGGUAACUUUUUCCCCAAUAGUUAAUUUUUUAAAAAUUUUCUCAGCAGCUGCAGCUGAAGCAAAAACUCUCUUCCUCACUGUCAGAGACAGAGACAAUGUGACUCUGUCCUGUGAAAACAUAAGACAAAUCAGAGAGAAUGUAGCUCAGGAGGUAGAGCGGUCGUCCAAUAACCGGAAGGUUGGCGGUUUGAUUCCCCCCUAAUCCAAGUCUGUCCGUUGUGUCCUUGGGCAAGACACUUAACCCACCUUGCUCCCAGUGUGUGUGUCCUCCACUGGUGUAUGACUGUGAGUGUUGUGUGGUGGUGGUCGGAGAGGCCGUAGGCGCAGAAUGGCAGCCACGUUUCCACCACCACCAAAGUGUGACUGUGUGAGCGAAUGAAUGAUGUAUCCAAUGUAAAGCGCUUUGAGGGUCUCUGAUAAAGCGCUAUAUGAAAUCUGAUGCAUUAUUAUAAUGUGUUCAGACGGACUGGCUCUUCAGGGAUUUAACCAAAACAGCAACAGUACAGCUGGUCGCACUUGGGCGGAUUGGGGAAAAUGUUGGAGCCAAAUCGGACAGGCUGAGUGUUACGGAGGACUGUUCUCUGCUGAUUAAGAGGGUCACGUUGGAAGAUGCCGGUCUAUAUACCUGUAGAAAGGCCCCGAUAGAGAUUGAAGUUGAAGUUUAUCUGUCUGUUGUUACCAGUAAGUGUUUCUGUCAUUCAGCUCAAACUGUCCUGAAACGAUAAGACCUCUUUUGACUCCUUCUGUGUUUCUGACACUAUCCUCAUCUUCAACAGUGACUGAGCAGAGGAGCUCUCACAUGGUGACACUUAUCUGCUCUGUGUGGACGUAUGAAGGAUGUAGACACACAGUGAAGUGGCUGUUUCAAGGUGGAGACCUGGAUGAGCAUCACCAAAGUGUGAGGACAUCACAGCGUCUCUGCUACGCAGAUGUAAGCUUCCUGUCUGAUCACCACAUGAAAAGAUCCAGAUCUGUCUCACUGCAGUGCAGCGUGACUGUAGGUGACAAAGUGCAGCUGUUUCCCUUCAGACUUCAGCCCUCAGGAGAGAAACCAGGUGAGAAUAUCUUGAUCUGUUAAAAGUCACCUUAAACUGACAUGAAUUAUGGACUUUGUCAAGUUGUGCUUAUUCAUGUCGGUGUGUGAUGACAGCCACAACAGCAGAGACCACACCAACGCCUGAAGAAGAUGUUGCUUCAGCUGUUACAGGUACAGACUCAACACUAUCUGUUUUUACGUCUGUUCUGACUAAACUCUGACUAUACUGCAGUAAUAUGAGGUGGGAAGGUCAUCUGUACAUUAGUCAUGAACCCAGUUUAAGGUUAGAGAGGGGGUUUUAUUCAUUUUUUUAGACUCUAUUCUUCCUCUCUGAUACUUCUUUAGUAGCUUUCAUCGGCCUUCAACACCAUGCAGCCUCACAUCUUAAGCUUAUCACAUGCUUUCAUCUCAGCCAUCAACUUACCGUGUGGAUUACAAACCAGUCACAGAGAGGUGAACAAUGUCCUUUCUGACAUCCUUUUCACCUCAACUUGCUCAACAGAACUCAUCCCAUGUCCACAGCGUCUUAAUUCAGCUUUUUUAUCUUUUUAUUUAUUUAAUUAUUUAUUUAUUUUUUAGCUAAAGGCACACACUUUAAAUGUCAAAUGUCUGUGACUUAAUUAUUAAGAUGCUUUCAUGCCCUUUUAUAUUACCCCUGGGGUACAAAUAAAUUGAACUAAACUGAACUGAUUUCUAAAUGGAAACACUUCUUCAGAGGCCUUCCAGAGCCAGAACUCACUGUUUUGGACCCGCCUCCUCUAUUUUGGUCAGUCAGUAGAAUGGCAGAGCAGCAUCAGCCUGUUCUGCUGUGGUAACAACGACCUGAAAUGUAUUAAAAAUAAUAAUAAUAAAACCCAAAAUGUAAAAAGUUGCCACAUUUUGGGCAAAAUGUUAUUACAUUUUGGCUCAGCAUUUUGUUACAUUAUCGAUCAGUUAUUACGUUUCGGGUUUUGUUACAUUUUUAUUAUUACAUUUUGGGUUUUAUUACAUUUUUCUUUUUACAUUUUGGAUCAUUGUUACAUAUUGGGCUCUAACAAGCCAUCAGUGAGUUUUGACCCUGUAUUUGGUAAAGAGUGUGAGGCUUAAAAACAUAAUUUUUAUAUUGACCACAUAAGGCUGGAACAUGAGGCUGUAAACUCUGAAACAAGACAGGAAGAGAACUCAUGUUUUUGUGUACAUGUAAAAUUAUUUAACACCAGGAAACACACCUUUUUUUUUUCUCUUUUGUGAGCAAGAGAAUAAAUGACUUUUAUUAUCUUCACAGCCAAGUGGCGGUUCAUUGCCGUGUCUGUGGGCUUAUCAUCUCUCCUCCUGACUGCUGUUACCGUCACUAUUGGUACAAGAACUAAAGGUGAGAACGUUUCAACGUGAAACAUUCAAACAGCAGGGUUUUUUGAACACAUGUUUUCUUUGUGGAAGCUAAUUAGGACUCUUCACCUCGCCUCCUCAGGUAACAGAACUCUGACGGAUGAAAACUCGGUGAGUUUGAAAUCAUCAUUUCCUUCAUUCACCUAAAACAAGUGUUAGUAAGUUACUGCAUUCCUGAUGGUAGUUAGCAGUGAAGUGAGAGUUACUGUAGUCUCGUCCAUGUGCUAUAAAUAAAGUGCAGAAACAUCAGUCUAGAAUUCAAAUAACUUGGUUUGUGUUGGACAAAAGAGUCUCCCAAAUGUUUAUGCUGUAAUGAGUACUAAAGUGUACAAAUGUAUCUGACAGAUUAAUCAAAAAACAGUGAAAUUAGUAAAUUGAACCAGGAAUUUAGCAAUAUGACAUUGUUUUCUUCUCAAACUCAACAACCUUUCAUUUUAACAAUUUUUUUUCUAUUUAUUUAAUCUCACAGGUGAAUGGUAAUGAAGUUGAAGGCACAGUGACCUAUGAAAACAUCAGCGAGCCUUCUGUUUCUGUCAGACUCUACUGAACAGCAUCUUCAGCACUGACGGAAAACUCACCAGAGCUGGUCAGCUGCUUUAAUCAUUUUGAUUUUGACAAUAUAGAGCUCAAACAUCCACCUAUGUAGGCAUAAAAUGAGGUUGUGAAGCGUUAAUGAUGAAACAGGAAGUUGUUUUUUAAAGGGCAUAAAGUACUUGUAUAGUCACCAAAAGUUUAGCUCCCAUAGCACAUGUAGUCUAGGAUUGUAAAAUCUAGAUGGCUCAUGUGUCUUGCUAAGUCCUGCAUACAAGCUUCCUCGUUGGGAAGCAACGGCAAGUGAUUCAUGCAACUGGAUGGCCCAGCCAGGCUACAAGCUUCCAGGACCUGUACUAUAAAUCAAACAGAUUUUAAGUUUUUGCCUGGAAAAAAUGUGUAAAUUUUGUUUUUUUCAGGGAUCCUUCAGGAUUAAUGUCUCCGUCCUUAUUUGUGUUGUAAUUCACAAAACCUUAAACAUGACAAAUUCUCAAAAAUCUGAACCCAGAUUUCAUCUCAAAGUUUCUGGAAGAACUUGGAGUUAAUGCAUCUUAAUGUUAAAUGUUAAAGGAUUGUUGCCUCUUGAUAAAUGUCUAAACCUGCCGCCAAAGUCAAAGAGGCUUUUCUAUGAGCUUGCUGUGCAAUUAAUAGUUUUAAUUAUUAAUAAUUUAAUUACUCGGGAAAUAUCCAAGCUUUCAAGUGAGUUUGAAAAGCUGAUUUCCUUAAGUUGUUUCUUUUACAGACACAUUAAUCACAUUAAUCCUUGUAUACAUAAUAAGUUUUGAUUGAUUAUGUUUUAUUUAGGAUUAUUUCUUAAAUGUGUCAUUUUGAUGUUUUGCUGGAUUGUUUUUGUAUUUUUUUUAAAUGUCAAAAUUAUUCUUCUCUAUGUUAUAUCUGAUCACAGUGUCAUCUGCAUAUUGAGACAUUUUUUAACUCAGUUCAACUAAGUCUUUUAUGACUUCUUCAUUCACUCAGUGUCAUAUUGAUGGACUUGUAAUAUUGAAAGAGAUAAAAAAAAAACAAUAAUAAUAAUAAUUCACAUAGGCUGAUGUGAAAAUAUUUUUUAAAAAUUCACUUCAGCUGUCCAAAAGAUGGUAUGUGUUCCUGUUCCUGCAAUGCCAGUUUCAAUACCUUCAGUAGACUGCAUAUUCAAGAUAUUUAAUUGCCAAUAUCAUAUGAAGUUGUAACUGUAUAUUACCACUUGUUUGAAUCUGAACCCAAAAGCAGAACCGGAGGCAAACAAUCAUUAAAGUAAAUUGAUCGACUGAUGAGGGGUGGAGGUGUGAGGGCUUGUAGCUGAAGCAGGUUUGUGUUUUCCAGAGAGUGUAUAGCAGCAUGGCAGAGGUUGGGUGGACUGAACCUAACCUCUGCUCAGCACAUAAAAACCGGGGAUGUUCAACACAUAAUAACUAAAGAUAACUUCAGCAGGGUUAGUCGAUGUAUGUGCUCUCCAGUGCCAGAUGUGAAUAAUCUGACACUGGAAAGGGUUUAGAUCAGAGCUUCAGAGCUGCAGGAGUGUCUGCAGCAAGAACCAGUGCAGGGAGGGAAACACCCAGUCUCUGUGAAGAAAAAGCACACAGACUUCACUCAAGAAACAAAUCCAAAACUCACCAAAACAAAAGCCAAAAUGUUGCGAUCACUACUGAAGUUCCUCUAACUCUAUCUGACAGGAACCUUUUAAAAAGUCUCAUGGUUGCGCAAACAACCACUGCCACAAAACUCACAAGCUGCAUGAUAAAAACAGAUAAGAUCAGUACAGCAAGAGGUCAGAGGGAGAAGUGUUUUUUAUAUCACCGCUCAGGGCAGGGACUUUGUGAAUAAUCUAAAAGACUUACUUGUGGCCAGAGAUUUGAGGCUUGGUCGUAUCUGAACUUCCUGCAUAAUUUACUGUAGGUGCUUUGUAUUUGUAUCACUAGCUUAGUGUAGUAGAGCUGCUUUUUGUUGGUUUUGGUCUGCACAUGCAAGAUUACAACACACCUGAUCCCAUCCCAUUUCAAGAGCAACAGACCAAUGUGUGCAAAUUCAGGUGCAAGAUCACUUGAACAAUGUCUGCUGUUGUUGACACAUCUUCACUGAAGACUUCCCCCUCAGUGCUCAAAACAGACCAAGAGAGGAACCAGCAGAUAUCAGAGCACCAAUACACCAUCUUGUCUGUGCACCAAGUCACCAUGGUGAUUCUGCAGUGGUCUGGCUCUUCUUCCUUUGCUGUUAGAGUACCACUAUCAAUUCAUCCUAUUUUCUAAGAGAUGUCACCCAAAUAAGAUAAAUUUAGAGACGUGAAAUCUAAAGGCAGACUUGUGGUCACUUUGAGGAAGUGACAUUUCACUGAAAAAGGGGAAGUGGACUCAACAUCUCUCUAAAUCAAGACUUUGAGGAACUCAGACAGUUAUUAGUGUGAGAACAAGAAAGAGGAGAGGGACGGACGAUCACCAUCAUGGGGUUCAAAGGGAUUCAGAUGUUUUUAUUUCUAACAGCUCUGCUUCACGCUACAGGUAAGAAGAUUUAUGUCAAGUUUAAUUAAAAAAUGCAGACUCAUACUGACUUUAACAAAUUGUAAUGAACUUUUUCUCCACAGCAGCCAAAACUAGAACUCUCCACCACACGGUCAGAGCUGGAGAUAGCAUCACUCUGUCUUGUGGUGACGUGAUAAAAGAUGGAUGUUACCGAUACGGAACUGACUGGACUUUCUAUGAACCGAGAAAGCCAGCAGUGGAGCUGGUUAAAGAUGGGCAGGUUGAUGUUUAUGCUGGAUCUAAAUCAAACAGACUGAGAGUCACAGAGGACUGUUAUCUGCUGUUAAAGGAGGUCUCAUGGGAGGAUGUCGGACGCUAUGAGUGUCAACGAUCCACAUCGAGAGGAAAACAAGAACCUGACGCUGUCUCUCAUUUGUCCCUUCUGACCAGUGAGUAUCUAUCAUCAUGUUUCUAGCUCAAACUGACAGGAUUAAAAUCACAGCCUGAACUUCAUUUGACUCUUUUUGUCUUGAUCAGUGAAUGAACAACAGCAUUAUGAUGAGACGGCGUUACGCUGCUCUGUGACAACAUACGAACAUCCUGCACAGAGAGUGAAGUGGCUGUUCAGGGGUAAAGACGUGGAUGCGUUUCCCCAAGUUCGGACAACAUCACAGUGCCUCUGCUUCGCUGAUGUGAACUUCCCGGCUUAUCACCACAUGUCUAGAUCCAGAUCUGACUCACUGCAGUGUGAAGUGUCUUUAGAUAACCAAGUGCAGCUGUUUCCCUACAGGCCUCAGCCCUCAGGUGAGAAGACCUUGAUCAGUUUUAACAGACAUCCUCAACAUUCACCGAGAAACAGUUGAUUGAGUUUGUCGACUUGUGUUGAUUCAUUCAGGAGAAGAUGACAACCAUGACACAUCAAGAUCAACACCAGCAUCUCCAAGAUCAACUAAAAUAAAAAAACCAACAGUGACCACAUCAGAACGUAAAGGAAGCAGUGAUGGUUCAGAUUUUAAAGGUACACUUUUUAUCAACACUGUUUAUUUCUGUUUUUAGGGGGACUUUCAGAUAUUGACAGCAGCUCGUGUCUUAGUUUUCUGGUUUUUGUUGCUUGAUUCAAAAACGGUUGGCAGGUUUCUAAAAACACUUUUCACAACCCCCCACCCCCGAUGGAUUUCCAAACCCUCUUUAUACGAGGGAUGUAAUGUCAAAAGAAAAUACGCUUUUAAGGCUGAGAAUUAAGCUUUAACCAGCCUUACAACUCACUAGCUUUAGUUUUUUUUUUUAAAUUAGUCUUGUUCACAAGUGAGAGAAUAAUUAAGCUGGAGAUCAACAUCUGCAGCAUCAGCAGUGAUGAGGUGGUGAAGAGGGAGCUGAGCUGAAAGGCAAAGCUCUCGAUAUACCGGUCAAUCUAACCCAGGAUUUCCACUGCAUCUGGAACGGCUAAAAUCCGGAACAGCUGUGAUUUUUGCCGUACGCCGAUCCCUACCAGAUCGGUGUGUGAGGCAAAUUUUGUGGCGGAUUACGGGCAGCAUGAAACGUGAGAACUCACAUGAACCCGCUGAUUCACGUGCAAUUGCGCGAUAACAAAUUGUCUUUAGCCACGGAGGCUAACCUUAUAAGCAGUAGAUCGUGUCCUUCCAGAGGAGGAAAACUACUUCUAGGCUUAUAAAAUCAGCAUCCUCUCAUCUAUGGUGUUAUCGGGAUGAAAUGCUGUCUACAACCCUUUUACUUGUUCGUCCCCGCCUGUUUGCAUGGUGUGUAAUCCUAUCCACCUGAAACACGGAGUGUUUUAUUUUGAAAAGAAGCCGGAUGUUUUAUUUUGUGUUUGUGCCCGUUUCCUUUUCAGCACAGACUAAUCUGUUCUGAAUUUAUCCGGCAUGCUCUGGAAAAAAUAGAACUCUUGCAGAUGCAGUGAGAGGAACUUUCAGAUCCGAACUGCAGCUUGUUUCUCUGUUUGAUGUUGUUGGUUUUCCAGUUUUGAUUGUUGGUUUGGGCUGAUUUAAAGGCUUCACCUGUAACCUCUGAGAAAUCAGUGUUUACAAAUCUGUUUUCUCUCAUACUGACCAAACACUUUUUAAGGGAUGAGAAAGAAUCUUUAAACAUUUCUGUCCCAUCAUGCUCUGUUUCCUGUCAGGUUGUUCUUCCCUAGACUGGAUCAUGUUGUCUCUGCGUGUGUCUGAACUCGUCCUCAUCACUGUGAUCACUGUUCUUCUCUUCAGAGCUUCAGGUGAGAACCUUCAGACCAACAUGAGUUCAGACUGAUGUUGUUUGAAGUUGAAAUCUGUCUCUCUGCUUUCUUUUCCAGGGAACCACAGACCUCCUGAUGAUUUCACUGUGAGUAUGGCAGAGUUCAGAGUUGGAGCUCUGAGAUCAGACUGAUCAGGUCUAAAGUUCAAGAUUUCAUUUCUUCUCUUUGAGCUCCUCUGUUUUUUUCUGUCAGGUGUGUUAUGACAGAGAAGACGUCACAGUGACGUAUGAAAAUGUUGAAGAGCCUUCAGCUUCAGUCAGACUCCACAGACCAACCAACAGAUGAUCCUCCUGCUUUCACACAUUUUUUUAUGUAUUUUUACUUCAUAAAAAUUCAGAUUUUACUUGGAUUUUUUCUGUAAAGUUGCACAAAUCAAUAAAUGUUGAAGUUUGUUUUGAUCCAAAUGUAUCAGCUUGCUGUAGAAAGAAGUUAUUUUUGUUUUGACUCAUCACUGGAGAAAAUCUUUAGCGUCUGCGUCCAGUUAAGAGAAAAAAAACAUUAACAUGGAUGUAGAUGUGCAGAUUUAUUUUGUGCAUUUUUACAUAUAAGCUGUUGAUAUUAUUUUGUAUGUUACUGAGAUAUCUGAGUGUUUGAAGGGGAAGGCUGUUUGGUUUCAAGUCUUGUUGCUGUCUUUAGAGAGUCAGUGUUUGUCCUCUCUUUAUUAUAUCUAAUCACAGUGUCAUCUGUAAAUAAAGAAAUAUUGAUCACUCAUUUCAACAGACAGUUGGAUUUUUUCUACAUUUACUGACAGAGUUUGAGUCACAGUGAACAUCUUUGACCCCCCUUCAUAAUCAACGAAACCUUGUUAAAGUUUAAACUAAGGCUUUACUGUACCAAAAAAAUAGUCUCUAAUGGUUUUAAUCAAGGACUCUUUACCCAAAUGAGUUUCUAUGGAAAGGGAAAAUAAAAAAAUGAAGUAAUGCACAUAAAGCGUUCACUGACAUUUUUUAACUAAUGAUUAUCACACUAAAACAAAUUUGGGAUAACAACACACUCAUAGGAAAACUUUAAAAAGCAGGGCAGCAGGUCACUUCUUCAACUUUACUAGUAGAUGCCGUUGACUUCCUGUUUAUUACAGUUCUACAAAUAAGACAUCUGGUUUGAACCAUUACUAUUUUAAUAAAGCUUGAUGGACUGAUUGAUCAUCCCUUUCUAAUCAUAACCACUUACAUUUUACCGACAGCACCAGUGGGUCACAGAAACUUCUUAGAAAUCCUGGAGUUUUAAAUGGAGCCUUCUUAAACACAACAUGUUUGCUGUCAAACAUUUUUCUGAAGCAGCACUUCAAAGAUAGCAGAUCUCUGAGAAAUAUCUUCACACCCACAACCUCCCUACAUCCUCUUCCUCCUCUCAUGAGGUGACAAACGACUAUCAUGUCUCAGUCACAGAACUGAUCAUUUAUGUCGGCUCAGAAAUACAGGUACUACACAAACAUCUGACCUGUGAUCGAUGAUUUUUGACACUGGUUUAUCUUCAGCUGCUUUAUGGAUUUAAUCGUGAAGAUGUGAAGAUGUUAUGCAGACAGUCACAGUGAGGAAGUGACAUCAUACUGAGACAGAAAGGAAGUAGAUUUAGCACCACUAUUAAUAAAGAGACGUCACACACCAGCGUUAGAAGAAGAGAGACAGGCGAUCAUGAUAAUGGCGUCCAAAUGGAUUCAUGUGUCUUUGUUUCUAACAGCUCUGCUUCAGGUCUCAGGUAAGGAUACUUAUUUAAUAUGAUUAUUCAAGGAACUUUGGUGAUCUGUUGUUUGGCUCUAUCAGAGAUCAUGAGCUCUUGUUUUUUAUUUUUUUAUUUUCUCAACAGCAGCUGAGUUCAGGACUCUCUACCUCGCUGUCAGAGUUGGAGAUAACAUCACUCUGCCCUGUCAAAAUGUGGUAAGAGAUCGAGAUCAGUGUAACUUCACUACAUUGAUCUUCACUGAUUCGAGAAAUGAAACAGAGCCGGUUAAACUCGGUCAGAUUGUUGGAGAUCUUAGAUUUAAAUCAGACAGACUGAGUGUUACAGAGAACUGUUCUCUGCUGAUAAAGAAGGUCAGAGUGGAUGAUGCUGGUCUAUAUUACUGUCAAGAGUACCCAACAGGAAGGAAACAAGAACCUGAUGUUUAUCUGUCUGUUGUUAGCAGUAAGUAUUCUAUCAUUAUGUUUUCAGCUCAAACUGUAAACUGAAAUUGAAGCAUAAAACUCGUCUUAUCUUCAGUGACUGAAGUGCAGAACGGUGAUUCUGCGACGUUGAUCUGCUCUGUGUGGACACACGAAACUUGUAGACACACAGUGAAGUGGAUGUUCGAUGGAGAAGCUGUUGGUGUACAUAUUCCAAGUGUAUCAGGAUCACAGCCUUCUUGCAGCUCCUCUGCAGACUUUGGGAUCACCCAGUUUGUGUACAAAUCCAGAUUUGAGUCACUGCAGUGUGAAGUAAAAGUAGAAGACAAAGUGAACUUGUUUCCCUUUAGACUUCAGCCCUCAGGAGAGAAACCAGGUGAGAAGAUUUUGAUCUGUUUAAAGUCACUUUGACCCAUGUUAAUAGCUACCUUUACUGCUUUGGUUUAAUCUGACAAUGCCCCCUCACAUCACAAAAGCUCAAACUUGAUAUUUAUUUGUAAUUUCCCACUAUCUCUUCCUCCCUCUGUUUCACAUUUGGCUCAAAAAUCUGCCCUUAUCUUUCAGAUCGGCUGUGGUUGUACGUCACUGUAGCUGUGGUGCCCAUCAUGACAUUCUUUAUCAUUGUUGUGAUCGCUUUCAGAUGGAAGAAAACUCAAGGUGAGAGCAGACAUUAAAGUGAACUAUUAAGAAAGAUUUAUAGAGUUAUUUUUCAGUUUUGAAGCUGGAUUUCAGUCUCUUUUUUGUCUUCACAGGGGAGAAAACACAGAGAAACAGCAACACUGUGAGUUUAAAAAGCACUGUGUAUGUUGUGUGACUGUUUCUGCGAGCACGAUGCAAAACUCCUCUGUAUCACCAGAGACCGAAGACUUCAGACCCAGUUUUUCACACCCCUGGGUGCUAUGAAGUCCAUUAUUUUUGUCUUCUUUUGUUGUGUAGGCUGAUCCUGAAGACGGUAUCACCUAUGCCUCCAUCAGCUACGGCAAGAAGACCAAAAGUCAAGCUCGGGUAAGUUCUCUGAUUGGUUAAAGUGACAAUGGAUAUAAAUCAGAAACACUAUUAAGAUUCUCUGUUUAUUAAUUUAUUGAAAAUGAUCAUCUUUAUUUAAAAGAGCGUCAUUUAACAGCUGUUUACUAACAUGUACAGAUAAAGCUGUGAUUGGCUUCUGAUCUGAAAAUUUACUCCCAUCGUCAUGUCAUUUUUGUAUUUCAUAGUUCGGUGCAGUGUUAUUUUACACACUCCAUAAAGGUGCAUUCACUUGUUUUACUAGGCAGGACUGGUCUUUUAAGGAGCCAAUGGGCAGCUCACAAUCAUCUAGUGUGAAGCUGACCUGUGGGAUCCCCCAGGGGUCAGUCCUCAGACCAUUCCUUUUCCUUCCUUAUUAUUCCUAAUCAUUUACAGACGUAAUGCAAGUUUUCACUCAUACACGGAUGAUUUCCAGUUGUACCUGUCUUUCACACUAAACAACUGUAUCAGAGGCAGGAAAUGUCGGGUGUCUCAGAAUCUCCUGCAGCUAAAUCUUAAAAGAAACUGAGACCGUCAGUCAUGCUUUCCCAUAAUACAUCAGCCUGCCUCCUUACUACAACUAAAAAAAAUGGAUCAGAUAGCUCCUCUUUAAGCUUUAUUUCUUUGGCCCCAGGUAAGCUUUAAAAUUGAUUUAAAGUUUUUAUCAUCCAUUCUUAAGGCACUUGGGUAUUAUGACCUCCUCACUUUGCAAGUACCUGGUUGUAACCUGAGGUCCUCAGCUGUGGGUCUGCUAACCACUCCACAGAGGAAAGGACUAAAGGUGGCCGAGCCUUUUCCGUCAGAAACCUCCAAUUUCUGAAACAACCUCCUUGAAGAGAUCUUAAAAGGCAACCUCUAAAUCAUCUUUUAAAAAAGAGAGAUGCUGCCAAAUGAAAUUUCAUUGUAUUCCUAUACAAUGACAAUAAAGCUUCUUCUAUUUCUUCUUCUUAUAUUUCUUCUUCUUCUUCUUCUUCUUUUAAAAACAUAUUUGCAUGUUUUGAUCAUUUAAAUGCUGCUUUCAUUCCUGUUUUUAGCAGUUCUACCACCUUUUUUUAUUUAUUUUAUUUUUUUAAUGAUUGUUUUAAAUUUUUCUGGCUUUUUUCCCUUUCAAAUGUUGUUUUAUUUCCCUCUUUCUGUUUGUGGUUUUAAGUCUUUUUAAGUUGUUUUAUGGUGGUCUUUUGUGGUGUGAAUCUUUUCUUUUACUUUAUUUCUUUUUAACUUUUCCAUUAAUCUCUCUCAUCUAUUUCGCUAUCUAUUUAUGCAUUUCUUUCAUUGUUAUGUUGUUAAAUUACAAUAGUUUCAUUUGAAUACCUUUAAUGUUUAGUAAGUGUAUUCUCUACAUUUGUCUUUUAUAGUGUAAAGCACUUUUCAACCCCGUUUUAAAAAAGUGUUUUAAGAGUAACGUUUAUCAUCAUAAAUAUUAUCAUCGUUGCUGUACUAAUGCAAUGCCCUGUUUGUAUAUGCUAAUGCAGGUUCUCAGUAAAGUUGAUAAUCAAGAUGAAGCACUGACCUACGCCACAGUGAAAGCCUCCUCUUCUUCUUUUUCUUCUCCUGCUGCUGCUGCUGCAGAUGUCGGAGCCUCAUUGGAGCCCAACAACCUCUAAGCCACCAUCAACAACGAGAAGAAAUACCAGUCCAAAGUGUCACCACUUCAGUCAUAACUGUGGGUGUAAAUCUCGCUGCAACACUGUACUCCUGAGUGAUUUGUUUAUUUUUUUUUUUACGUCAUGAUUCUGAGUAUUUCUGAAUUUUGAAUAACAAAAGCACAUUUGGGGAAAUUAUUUUUGUAUAUCUUUCAAUGGUUAACUGACCCAGGUGUCCUCCUGUCAGGCUUGAUCAUUUGGCAGACAUUUUUAUUAGUUUCUGCUGUUUUCUCAUAUUUUGCCAUUGUAAUUGUGUAAACGCUGUUGUAUAUUUUUUGUUGCUGGAACUUUUUAUCAUUGAUGUGACCAUUAAAAAAAUAAAUUUACACCUGUUAUUACCAGAUUAAAAUGCAACUUGGUGUCAGAGAUGAAUGUUUGUGUCUGAUUUUUAAAAUAUUGCAUGACAGAGCAAACACCUGCUACAUCUCUGAUCUCACUCAUUCAUGUUUCAGCCUGAUGCUCCUCCACCACCUUAGUGUUACAAAUCUGACCGACCGAAAUCCUCGAGUGAUUUUUCUACAUGGCUCUGCUGUUGUUAUUGUACCCACAUUUUCACAAAAUGCUUCCUCUCUGCUCUUAGCUAGGACCAAAAGUGAGGAACCACAAAAUCCCAGACCACUAACACGUCAUAGUAUCUGUGCUUGUUCUCACAGGGAUCAAACAGAUUCUUCUGUGGAGGUCAGGAAGUUCAACUUUUCUCUGUUUUGCUCAUUUUAACCAGUGGCUGUUUUCUUAAAUGCAGCACCUAUAGAAGAAAAAAAUUGUGUUUUAUCCUCUUUGCACUCUGAUUUUGACCUGACCUCUGAUAACUUUAUUAACUUUAUUUGUAUAGCACUUUUAAAAAACAGAAGUACAAAGAGGUAAAAGAGAUAAGAGGUGACAGAUAAAAGAUAAAAGAGAUAAAAGAUAAAAGAUGGCAUCACCUCUGACCUCUUCACUGAUUCUGCUUCUCAUCCUCAUCAUCAUUACUUUAUCAUCUCUGUCAGUCACUUUGAAUCAGAAUUAACAACAUAUAAAAAUAAGCGUAGCUCACAACUCACAACAUCAAGAUAGAGUAGUGAGCUAAAGAUGUCGAAUCCUAAAAGCAGACUUAAAAACUCUUAAAAACUGACUAUUACAGAGGACUGUCACUAAGCCUGCUCCUAAAGGUAGAGAGGGUGUCGGCACCCAGACCUUUGACUGGUAAAUGGAUCCAGAAGAGAAGUACCUGAUAACUGUAAGUCCUGUCUGACAAAUACAGACUUAAGAGUUCUUUAAUUAUGAGAUCCUAUUUGUAUCUCUUGAAAAGUUCUUUGUGGAUUUGUCACCACAGCUGAAUUAAUUUUGAUCUGGUCUGAAUUCAACUUCCUCAUAUAUCUGAUAUCACGGUUUACUCUAAAGAUCUGUCAACAUGUUCAUGUCUGUGUAAAUCCUCAGCCUUAGACGCCUAUACAACUUGAUUCAACCACAACUUAAAACUUAAAAUGUUUGAUUUCUGUCUUGUUUCCAUGGUUUCAACCUCAGAAAAUCUCUCUAGGUUGUCUCUGUUUUCUCUGAUAUUUUGUCUGAAGAAAAAAAGUUUGUCUUCACACCUUCAACUUCCUGGUUCCUCAUCUUCCUCUCAAGGCACUGCCCCCCUCCAUUUAGUCACUUUUCUAUCAUUGCACAAUAAUUCCAAUUUAACAGGAAACUCAUCAGUCUGCUGUGACCUCUGUGACCUCUUUCCUGACCAUCUUCAUCAUCAUUACUUUAUCAUGUCUGUCAGUGGAUUAGCAUUAACGAUGAUAAUCAUGAGAGGAAGUGAUGUCAUGCUGAGAAAAGAAAGGGCGAUAAGCAGCUCUCUAAAUAAGGACAACUUUAGAAACCCUUACGCCCAAAAGGCAAACUAAGGUUACUCUAAAGGAAACAACAUCACACUAUCAACAGGAAGUAGUUUCAGCAUCUCUUUUAAUAAGGACAACUUUACAAACUAAGACAGUCAUGAGUGUGAGAGCAAAAGAAGAGAGACCGACGAUCACCAUCAUGGAGUUCAAAUGGAUUCAGAUGUCUUUAUUUCUAACAGCUCUGCUUCACUUUACAGGUAAGAACACUGAUAUCACAGGUGGGUUAGAAGAGCUUUUUAACGAUUUGACUUUUAACACAACAAGAUUUAAACAAAACACAGCAAACACUUAUUUUCUCACUGAUUUAUAUUCUCAUAAUUUUCUCAUAUUUCAGCGGCAAAAGUCAAACCUCUCGACCUCACUGUCAGAGUUGGAGUUGACGUCACUUUGACCUGUGAAAACCUGAUAAAAGAUCAACACCAGUGUAACUUUACUACAUGGUUCUUCGGCCAAUUUACAAAUUCAAAAACAGUCGAGCAGGUUACUCACGGGCAGAUUGGUGAAGAUGUUGGACCUAAAUCAGACAGACUGAGUGUUACAAAAGACUGUUCUCUGCUGAUAAAGAAGGUCAGAGAGGAGGAUGUUGGGCGCUAUUACUGUCAACAGUACACGCCUGGAGGAAGACAGGAACCAAACGCUGUUGUUUUUCUGUCUGUGGUUUACAGUGAGUAUUUCUAUCUUAAAUUUUUCAGCUCAAAAUUUUAAACCAAAUAAUUACACGAGUUAUGAUCACAGCCUGAACUUUAUUUGACUCUUUUCUGUCUUUCUGAUAAUAUCUCCAUCUAAAACAGUGACUGAACAGAAGUACAAUGAUGAGGUGAGGUUGAGCUGCACUGUGAUCCCAUUUGACUCAUGUAAACACACAGUGAAGUGGCUGUUUGAGGGUAGAGAAAUGGAGGAACAUCACCCAAGUGUGAGGACACCAAAGAGUCUCUGCGUUGUCUAUGUGAGCUUUCAGCCUGAUCACGACAUGUACAGAUCCAGAUAUGAGUCACUGCACUGUGAAGUGACUCUAGGUGACAACAAGCAGCUGUUUCCCUUCAGACUUCAGCCCUCAGGAGAGAAACCAGGUAAAGCAUUAUGACUCAUUUCAAGUGGAAUUUUUUUAAGUUUUAUUUUCAAAUAUCAACAUCAAGUUUAUUUAAAGACCUCAUCACACUUUUUUCAGUUUUAGGUAAGGACACAAAAACAACACACUUCAAAACACCGACUGAAAGCAGCUUCAAAACAGGAAUUAAAACAACAGAGUCUGCAAUAAAUGAUGAUUCAGCAAAUCUACAUGGUGGUGAGUCAGCAUUUAAAUUCUCAGGUAACAAAUAAGUGGAGUCAGAAGAACUUUCAGAUCCGAACUGCAGCUUGUUUCUCUGUUUGAUGUUGUUGGUUUUCCAGUUUUGAUUGUUGGUUUGGGCUGAUUUAAAGGCUCCACCUGUAACCUCUGAGAAAUCAGUGUUUACAAAUCUGUUUUCUCUCAUACUGACUUUAAUGUCUGUAGACUUUUAUACUGACAUUAAACACACACUGAGUCCGAGGCUUCGUUUCUGUGUACUUUACUGGCAAAGAUGGUAACUCCACAACAAUGAUAGGAGGUGUUACUACACAUGCUCCUGAGCUCCUGGUACCCACAAUGCCCCCAGAUCAAACAAAGAUAGUUGAGCGCUAAGAUGCUCCACACAAUUAACAUUCAUUACACUGACCAAACACUUUUAAGGGACGAGAAAUGAGCUCCCAUCAUGCUCUGUUUCCUGUCAGGUUGUUCGUUCCUGGACUGGAUCAUGUUGUCUCUGCGUGUGUCUGAACUCGUCCUCAUCACUGUGAUCACUGUUCUUCUCUUCAGAGCUUCAGGUGAGAACCUUCAGACCAACAUGAGGGUCAGACUGAUGUUGUUUGGAGCUGAAAUCUGUCUCUCUGCUUUCUUUUCCAGGGAACCACAGACCUCCUGAUGAUUUCACUGUGAGUAUGACAGAGUUCAGAGUUGGAGCUGUGAGAUCAGACUGAUCAGGUCUAAAGUUCAACAUUUCUUUUCUUCUCUUUGAGCUCCUCUGUUUUUUUCUGUCAGGUGUGUUAUGACAGAGACGACAUCACAGUGACGUAUGAAAAUGUUGAAGAGCCUUCAGCUUCAAACAGACUCUGCUGA